This is a messenger RNA of Coregonus sp. 'balchen', 45637 nucleotides long. The record is from the annotation of a GenBank genome assembly. NCBI's taxonomy places the organism in Eukaryota, Metazoa, Chordata, Actinopteri, Salmoniformes, Salmonidae.
AUGGAGGGAGUCGCAGCGCGAGUCGGCCUCCUUGGACUGCUUCUGGCCUGUGUUACCACGGCACCGACCAAUAAGGUAGGGUCACGUACAAGUCACGAGGGGUGGGCACUCCGUCAGGGAUGAUAUUUUGUUGAUCAGCCUACAUGUGAUUGUGACUGCGUGUUCUUAUGUGGUUACAUCAGUUCAGAUGUGUCUUUUGACCACAGUUUUGGGUGCGCAGAGAGCACAAAAUAUAAAUAUUCAAGAUCACCUCAUAUUUUAUGGGUUAGAUUGAGCUAGACUGUGUUAGACUGAGACAAGUGUCGUAAAAUUGUUGUGAAAAUUACCACCAGGGACACCUGAAGACAAUAUUAAUUGAAUCAUUCUUUAUUAUCGGCAAGCAGGAGAGGUUCCAACAAACGUAAUGCAUCAUAGUACACGUUGGUCGGGAGCUCCACCGGGGCAGUCCCAUUAGUUAUCUUAUGUACUGCUUACAAGUGGUGGAAAAAGUACCCAAUUGUCAUACUUGAGUAAAAGUAAAGGUACCUUAAUAGAAAAUCACUCAGGUAAAAGUGUAAGUCCCCAAGUAAAAUACUACUUGAGUAAGAAUCUAAAAGUAUUUGGUUUUAAAUAUACUUACAGUGAGGGAAAAAAGUAUUUGAUCCCCUGCUGAUUUUGUACGUUUGCCCACUGACAAAGAAAUGAUCAGUCUAUGAUUUUAAUGGUAGGUUUAUUUGAACAGUUAGAGACAGAAUAACAACAAAAAAAUCCAGAGAAACGCAUGUCAAAAAUUUUAUAAAUUGAUUUGCAUUUUAAUGAGGGAAAUAAUUAUUUGACACCCUCUCAAUCAGAAAGAUUUCUGGCUCCCAGGUGUAUUUUAUACAGGUAACGAGAUUAGGAGCACACUCUUAAAGGGAGUGCUCCUAAUCUCAGCUUGUUACCUGUAUAAAAGACACCUGUCCACAGAAGCAAUCAAUCAAUCAGAUUCCAAACUCUCCACCAUGGCCAAGACCAAAGAGCUCUUCAAGGAUGUCAGGGACAAGAUUGUAGACCUACACAAGGCUGGAAUGGGCUACAAGACCAUCGCCAAGCAGCUUGGUUAGUAGGCCUGGGGCUCCAUGCAAGACCUCACCUCGUGGAGUUGCAAUGAUCAUGAGAACGGUGAGGAAUCAGCCCAGAACUACACGGGAGGAUCUUGUCAAUGAUUUCAAGGCAGCUGGGACCAUAGUCACCAAGAAAACAAUUGGUAACACACUACGCCGUGAAGGACUGAAAUCCUGCAGCGCCCGCAAGGUCCCCCUGCUCAAGAAAGCACUUAUACAGGCCCGUCUGAAGUUUGCCAAUGAACAUCUGAAUGAUUCAGAGGAGAACUGGGUGGAAGUGUUGUGGUCAGAUGAGACCAAAAUCGAGGUCUUUGGCAUCAACUCAACUCGCCGUCUUUGGAGGAGGAGGAAUGCUGCCUAUGACCCCAAGAACACCAUCCCCACCGUCAAACAUGGAGGUGGAAACAUUAUGCUUUGGGGGUGUUUUUCUGCUAAGGGGACAGGACAACUUCACCGCAUCAAAGGGACGAUGGACGGGGCCAUGUACCGUCAAAUCUUGGGUGAGAACCUCCUUCCCUCAGCCAGGGCAUUGAAAAUGGGUUGUGGAUGGGUAUUCCAGCAUGACAAUAAACCAAAACACACGGCCAAGGCAACAAAGGAGUGGCUCAAGAAGAAGCACAUUAAGGUCCUGGAGUGGCCUAGCCAGUCAUGUUUUGCAGAGGGGUCAAAUACUUAUUUCCCUCAUUAAAAUGCAAAUCAAUUUAUAACAUUUUUGACAUGCGUUUUUCUGGAUUUUGUUGUUGUUAUUCUGUCUCUCACUGUUCAAAUAAACCUACAAUUAAAAUUAUAGACUGAUCAUGUCUUUGUCAGUGGGCAAACUUACAAAAUCAGCAGGGGAUCAAAUGCUUUUUUCCGUCACUGUAAGUAUCAAAGUACAUGUAAUUGCUAAAAUAGACAGCACCAUUUUCUUUUUUUAAAUUUAUGGAUAGCCAGGGGCACACUCCAACACUCAGACAUUCUUUACAAACAAAGCAUUUGUGUUUAGUGAGUCCGCCAGGUCAGAGGCAGCAGAGAUAACCAGGGAUGUUCUCUUGAUAAGUGUGUGAAUUGGACCAUUUUCCUGUCAUGCUAAGCAUUCAAAAUGUAAGGAGAACUUUUGGGUAACAGGGAAAAUGUAUGGAGUAAAAAAUACAUUAUGUUCUUUAGGAAUGUAGUGAAGUAAAAGUAAAAGUAGUCAAAAAUAUAAAUAGUAAAGUACAGAUACCCCAAAAAACUACUUAAGUAGUACUUUAAAGUGUUUUUACUUAAGUACUUUACACCACUGCUGCUUACACAGACAAUUUAUAUUUGCAUGAUUUAGCUUAUUCAUUAUUCAUAAUGAAUUCAUCAUUAAAGUUUGGUUCAUGCAUGUGACCGACCAAUACCUCACGAGGCUUCUUCUCUCCAAGCUGAGACCUUGAAACUGAGACACCCCUUUCGGUUCUCAAAACAAUGUUCUGGGAGUACUGCCAAAUUCCUUAUACUGAUAGUAAGGAUUCCUCCCAGCAUGAUCAAGCAGUCACUUGCAUGAACCCAGUCGAAUUGGUUAUUAGAAAAGCACAAACAUAAAAUGUUCCUUCACAUUCCCUCCUCUUAUCACUCUGUGAUAAUUAGUGUAACAUUGUAAGGUAAGCAUUAGAUUAUAGCUUCUAUCAAAAGGAGGUUCUAUACUUCUAUUAAUGUAAGCAAAAUCAACACAUAAAAUCAGACACUUCCUCCUUUCAAACCCUUCACUCUGGGUUGUAAAAUCCAAAAUACACACAAGGGAUCUGUAUACUUGUUUCCAUAGUUCUUACCUAUAAAACUAUUGAAGUAGCAUGUUUUAACUUAAGGCCUUCGCUUCAUACAGGUACACAUAUGCUUCAUUACACAAUUUCGUUGAUGGAUUCUGGCAAUGACAUUUCAGCUGGAGCUUUUGUCACAAGUGGCAUGUUAAUGACAGAUAGGUAUCUCAAUGCAUUUUUAGUCUUAAUUACUAUACAUUUCGCAGUGUGCAAACCUCCACAAUCAAACUCAUACCCCAAAUAAACAAUUUUGGACAAGCCUAAAUCAAGUACGGUACGGUUGACCACCCCCCUCCUUCCCGGCGCUUAUUCUUCAUGCGUUUCUUCAUUUUCUUCUUCAGAUAGUGUUUCAGUUCGUCCUCCCAAUGGCACAUGUUCAAAGUGGAUGGCCCUUGAUAAUAGCCCGAUUUCAAUAUCUGGGGAAUAAUCUGAUUUUCCCAAGUAGACGAAUCUCUCACCAGAGCCGCCACCCUCCUUUUACGGUCCAUUAUGACUUGUCCAUUUUCCGACCAGUACACCAGUAGCAUGAAAGAAGUUUGGAUGGGCUCUCUCUCCAUGCUCACUCCACGUGGACUCAUGUCGCACUCCUGAGAGAAAAGGCAUGCGAGAAAAGGCAGUUGAUAGCUUCGACUGGAUGCUGUGUAUAGGUUGCUGUCUCGGACUCAGGUAGAAGUGGUGAAGGACAGGGCUAUAGUGAACACCAUUGUCGCCAUUACUUCAGCAGGUUAGAAGGGGUGAGGCUCACACUGUCCUUGGUCGAAUUAUCCCUUCCAUGCAUCUAGAUACCAUCUGUGGUCACCUUCGCCAUAACCUCGAGAGAGGACAUUUCUGAAUCAGGAAAUCCAGACAAACUAUUCACUGUAUGACAAAUUAUGACAUCUACAAAUAUUCUUAAUACAAAUGUCUAAGACAAAUGUCAAAGAGAAUAACAACACACAGUUGAAACCAUUUUUGCAAAUUGGCUUAUACUCCCCUAUCAUCUUGGCGAUCUCACCGCAUAGUUACAGGGUCAGGGAGUUAGAGGGCUAAUCCUUAGGGGGAAAUCCCGACCAUCCAGCAGACCCAAUCUGGUGAGAUUUGUAUUGAAGCAAGACAAAAACAAAACAAACAAAACAACACCAACAAUACACGCAAAACAAACAAACAUACAAACAAAUCAUUCACUUCUUCCCUUUUGACACUCACAUCGUGAUUCAUGCAUCCCAAAAUAAAAACAACACUGCUGGUUAAAUCAAAAUAACAAAUACAAUUAGAAUUACAAGCCUUGAUAACUCCAUCUUAAAAUAAUUGUAUCCCAUAAGGUAAUUCAAGGAAUGAUAAAAUAGACUAGAGACAAGUUUCCCUCAUUCAGGGGCAGCGCUCUCUCUCUCUCCUUCUCGUGGUCCAAAUCACACAUUGUACUAUUGAUAAAUUAUAAACUUCUUCCUAAUUAUCAGUGUUUACAUAUUACAUUUAAAUCUCACCCAAUGUCUCUAGCUUUUCUAGUGAGGGUGAUCAGGCCUCACCAGAAAGUCAGAACAGAGGUCAGAGGUCAUUCAACUCCACUAAGUGAGUGUUUCUUUCCUUUUUCUUUCCCUGUACCUCAGACAUUAUUUAAAGACAUUUCAAACAUUGGGUUUGUCAGUACAGGGAUCAGGGUACCUUUAUACUAACUGUUCUCCCAAGGCACCUGCCUCAAAAAGCAUUUCAAAGGGAGAGAUAUAGAAUAAUUGGUAAACUCAUCAGAAAACUUGGUAGUGGUAGAAAGAAAAUAAACAUGUACUUAGUUUGCACUAUGCUACAUCUUAAUCAGUCCUAAGAAUUCUUAAUCUUAAUCGAGUUUACUGCAUCUUGGGCAGGAAGUCUUGAUAAACUCAUGUGUAUACAGAAUCAUACUUCAGACACAUCAGAUGAUACAGUGUCCUGUUAAGUGGAAUAGGCACCUUCUAAAGUAAACAAUCCCAAAGUCAAUACUUUGUAGAGCCACCUUUUGCAGCAAUUACAGCUGCAAGUCUCUUGGGGUAUGUCUCUAUAAGCUUGACACAUCUAGCCACUGGGAUUUUUGCCCAUUCUUCAAGGCAAAACUGCUCCAGCUCCUUCAAGUUGGAUGGGUUCUGCUUGUGUAUAGCAAACUUUAAGUCAUACCACAGAUUUUCAAUUGGAUUGAGGUCUGGGCUUUGACUAGGCCAUUCCAAGACAUUUAAAUGUUUCCCCUUAAACCACUCAAGUGUUGCUUUAGCAGUAUGCUUAGGGUCAUUGUCCUGCUGGAAGGUGAACCCCCGUCCCAGUCUCAAAUCUCUGGAAGACUGUAUUAAGCGCCAUCCAUCAUUUCUUCAAUUCUGACCAAUUUCCCAGUCCCUGCUGAUGAAAAACAUGGCCACAGCAUGAUGCUGCCACCACCAUCCUUCACUGUGGGGAUGGUGUUCUCGGGGUGAUGAGAGGUGUAGGGUUUGCGCCAGACAUAGCAUUUUCCUUGAUGGCCAAAAAGCAAAAUUUUAGUCUCAUCUGACCAGAGUACCUUCUUCCAUAUGUUUUGGGAGUCUCCUGUAAGGGUUGGUGUUUGGGGAGUCUCCCACAUGCCUUUUGGUGAACACCAAACGUGUUUGCUUAUUUUUUUUCUUUAAGCAAUGUCUUUUUUCUGGCCACUCUUCUGUAAAGCCCAGAUCUGUGGAGUGUACGGCUUAAAGUGGUCCUAUGGACAGAUACUCUAAUCUCCGCUGUGGAGCUUUGCAGCUCCUUCAGGGUUAUCUUUGGUCUCUUUGUUGCCUCUCUGAUUAAUGCCCUCCUUGCCUGGUCCGUGAGUUUUGGUGGGUGGCCCUCUCUUGGCAGGUUUGUUGUGGUGCCAUAUUCUUUCCAUUUUUUUAUAAUGGAUUUAAUGGUGCUCCGUGGGAUGUUCCAAGUUUCAGAUAUUUUUUUAUAACCCAACCCUGAUCUGUACUUCUCCACAACUUUGUCCCUGGCCUGUUUGGAGAGCUCCUUGAUCUUCAUGGUGCCGUUUGCUUGGUGGUGCCCCUUGCAUAGUGGUGUUGCAGACUCUGGGGUCUUUCAGAACAGGUGUAUAUAUACUGAGAUCAUGUGACAGAUCAUGUGACACUUAGAUUGCACACAGGUAGACUUUAUUUAACUAAUUAUGUGACUUAUGAAGGUAAUUGGUUGUACCAGAUCUUAUUUAGGGGCUUCAUAGCAAAGGGUGUGCAUACAUAUGCACGCACCACUUAGAUUUUUUAAAUUUCACCUCACCAAUUUGGACUAUUUUGUGGAAGUCCAUUACAUGAAAUCCAAAUAAAAAUCCAUUUAAAUUACAGGUUGUAAUGCAACAAUAUAGGAAAAACGCCAAGGGGGAUGAAUACUUUUGCAAGGUACUGUAUACCCGAUACACACAAAUCUAGGUAAGGAAUGGAAUUAAGAAUAUUUACAUAUAUGGACGAGCAAUGACAGCAAGUCCGGGCUCUGGCUGGGCCACUCAAGGACGUUCAGAGACUUGUCUCGAAGCCACUCCUGCGUUGUCUUGGCUGUGUGCUUAGGGUCGUUGUCCUAUUGGAAGGUGAACCUUCACCCCAGUCUGAGGUCCUGAGCGCUCUGGAGAAGGUUUUCAUCAAGGAUCUCUCUGUACUUUGCUCCGUUCAUAUUUGCCUCGUUCCUGACAAGUCUCCCAGCCCCUGCAGCUGAAAAACAUCCCCACAGCAUGAUGCUGCCACCACCAUGCUUCACCGUAGGGAUGGUGACAGGUUUUCUCCAGACGUGUCGCUUGGCAUUCAAGCCAAACAGUUCAAUCUUGGUUUCAUCAGACCAGAUAAUCUUGUUUCUCAUGGUCUGAGAGUCUUUAGGUGCCUUUUGGCAAACUCCAAGCGGGGUGUCUUGUGCCUUUUACUGAGGAGUGACUUCCGUCUGGCCGCUCUACCAUAACAGCCGGAUUGUUGGAGUGCUGCAGAGAUGGUUGUCCUUCUGGAAGGUUCUCCCAUCUCCACAGAGGAACUCUAGAACUCUGUCAGAGUGAACAUCUGGUUCUUGGUCACCUCUGACCAAGGCCCUUCUACCCCAUUGCUCAAUUUUGCCAGCGGCCAGCUCUAGGAAGAGUCUUGGUGGUUCCAAACUUCUUCCAUUUAAGAAUGAUGGAGGCCACUGUGUUCUUGGGGACCUUCAAUGCUGCAGAAAUGUUUUGGUACCCUUUCCCAGAUCUGUGCCUCGACACAAUCCUGUCUCGGAGCACUACGGACAAUUCCUUUGACCUCAUGGCUUGUUUUUGCUCUGACAUGCACCAUCAACUGUGGGACCUUAUAUAGACAGGUGUGUUCCUUUCCAAAUCAUGUCCAAUCAAUUGAAUUUACCACAGGUGGACUCCAAUCAAGUUGUAGAAACAUCUCAAGGAUGAUCAAUGGAAACAGGAUGCACCUGAGCUCAAUUUUGAGUCUCAUAGCAAAUGGUCUGAAUACUUAUGUAAAUAAGGUAUUUCUGUUUUUUGUUUUUAAUACAUUUGCAAAAUAUUACAAAAACCAGUUUUUGCUUCGUCAUUAUGGAAAUUGAGGAAAUUGUUAUUUUUAAUCCAUUUUAGAAUAAGGCUGUAAUAUAACAAAAUGUGGAAAAAGUCAAGUGGUCUGAAUAUUUCACGAAGGCACUUUAUGCCCUGUACUGACUGUCCCUGUGACAUCAACUAGUCAAAAUGUGAAACCUGUUGUUUAACAAAUCUGCUUGGUCCUUCAAAAAGUUGGUGCCUGCUUAUCAGCCCAAUAGUUGGUACUAAAAACAUUUACUUGGAUCUACUUCAAUUUUGGACACAGUUCCAUGUAAUGGAAACAGAUGGUUGUUUUAGAUGACAUUACCUUCUUACUUAAAUCACUGGUGUUACCCAAACUAUAGAAUUGUGUAAUAAUAAUUGGAUAUUGUCAAAAACCUUGUUUUUCAAUUAUUCAUACCUCUGUCCCAAAUGUCCCACUAUGUCCCUUACAGCCUGUUUGAGUUCAGUGAGUACCAAAUAUUUUCACUGGCAGCUUAUCUACAGUGGGGGAAAAAGUAUUUAAUCAGCCACCAAUUGUGCAAGUUCUCCCACUUAAAAAGAUGAGAGUGGCCUGUAAUUUUCAUCAUAGGUACACGUCAACUAUGACAGACAAAUUGAGAAUUUAUUUUCCAGAAAAUCACAUUGUAGGAUUUUUAAUGAAUUUAUUUGCAAAUUAUGGUGGAAAAUAAGUUUUUGGUCACCUACAAACAAGCAAGAUUUCUGGCUCUCACAGACCUGUAACUUCUUCUUUAAGAGGCUCCUCUGUCCUCCACUCGUUACCUGUGUUAAUGGCACCUGUUUGAACUUGUUAUCAGUAUAAAAGACACCUGUCCACAACCUCAAACAGUCACACUCCAAACUCCACUAUGGCCAAGACCAAAGAGCUGUCAAAGGACACCAGAAACAAAAUUGUAGACCUGCACCAUGCUGGGAAGACUGAAUCUGCAAUAGGUAAGCAGCUUGGUUUGAAGAAAUCAACUGUGGGAGCAAUUAUUAGGAAAUGGAAGACAUACAAGACCACUGAUAAUCUCCCUCGAUCUGGGGCUCCACGCAAGAUCUCACCCCGUGGGGUCAAAAUGAUCACAAGAACGGUGAGCAAAAAUCCCAGAACCACACGGGGGGACCUAGUGAAUGACCUGCAGAGAGCUGGGACCAAAGUAACAAAGCCUACCAUCAGUAACACACUACGCCGCCAGGGACUCAAAUCCUGUAGUGCCAGACGUGUCCCCCUGCUUAAGCCAGUACAUGUCCAGGCCCGUCUGAAGUUUGCUAGAGUGCAUUUGGAUGAUCCAGAAGAGGAUUGGGAGAAUGUCAUAUGGUCAGAUGAAACCAAAAUUUUUGGUAAAAACUCAACUCGUCGUGUUUGGAGGACAAAGAAUGCUGAGUUGCAUCCAAAGAACACCAUACCUACUGUGAAGCAUGGGGGUGGAAACAUCAUGCUUUGGGGCUGUUUUUCUGCAAAGGGACCAGGACGACUGAUCCGUGUAAAGGAAAGAAUGAAUGGGGCCAUGUAUUGUGAGAUUUUGAGUGAAAACCUCCUUCCAUCAGCAAGGGCAUUGAAGAUGAAACGUGGCUGGGUCUUUCAGCAUGACAAUGAACCCAAACACACCGCCCGGGCAACGAAGGAGUGGCUUCGUAAGAAGCAUUUCAAGGUCCUGGAGUGGCCUAGCCAGUCUCCAGAUCUCAACCCCAUAGAAAAUCUUUGGAGGGAGUUGAAAGUCUGUGUUGCCCAGCAACAGCCCCAAAACAUCACUGCUCUAGAGGAGAUCUGCAUGGAGGAAUGGGCCAAAAUACCAGCAAUAGUGUGUGAAAACCUUGUGAAGACUUACAGAAAACGUUUGACCUGUGUAAUUGCCAACAAAGGGUAUAUAACAAAGUAUUGAGAAACUUUUGUUAUUGACCAAUUACUUAUUUUCCACCAUAAUUUGCAAAUAAAUUCAUAAAAAAUCCUACAAUGUGAUUUUCUGGAUUUUUUUUCUCAAUUUGUCUGUCAUAUUUGAUGUGUACCUAUGAUGAAAAUUACAGGCCUCUCUCAUCUUUUUAAGUGGGAGAACUUGCACAAUUGGUGUCUGGCUAAAUACUUUUUUCCCCCACUGUAUUUGUCCACAGGAAGCUUAUCUCUAACCCAAACACCAAAUGGCAUCUUCUAAUUUAGUCAGUCCCAAGGCUCAAUCCCUCUGUUUGUCAUGCGACCUUGUAUUUAAACAUUUAUUUAUUCAAAUUACAAAGACAUUGCAUUAUUAGUGCUAUCUGAAAGCUACUAAUGUUACCAUUCACUUUGUUACUUUCACGAGUCUCCAAAUCUGUUUCCUUUAACUAGGACUCUUUCUUCCCAAUAGGACGACCCUCUCAAUCACUACUGCUAAUACACACGGAUCACUCUCAAACAAUGUUCUGCUUAUACCCCUAUUGCAAGGUUUCAAAACAAAACAAAACAAACAUGAUAACUUUCUCCUUAUUGGAAAGCACUGUUUUCAUUUUAGUCUACCCUAACAUUGUUACUCUAUAUAUUUAUUACCAAUUUUUGUUGGAUAUUUACUUUCUGCUUCACACUUUUUAAAUGUCUAUUAUUUUAAGAUUUAUAUAAUACUUUCACUAUAACUGGGCUGGCACUGUAGAUGGAGUGCUCUGUCCAUACUAAGUCUGGAACCUGAGACAGGAUAGACUGCGAAACAGAGCCAGUUUCCGACUCCGUCUCGGGGAGUGGUUCAAUUUUGCCUACUCACGAAUCGGUUUAGAACUUCAUCAUUGGGAUUUUCAACGAAAAUUCAAUCGGGAGUACAAUAAAUUGCAGCUUUAAGUUUAGUUAACAAGUCUCUACUUGUUCAACAUUCAUUGGUUUUAUUUAACAGGGCAUGGGUAUUGUUUCUAAAUGUAUUACCCGGGGUGGAGGAAAUCUCAUAAGCGUUUAUAGUUUUAUUGGUUGGGGGUAAGUCAUGUCCCGUACCUUUACCUGUCACGCCCUGGCUCUGGGGACUCUUGUAUGUUGAGCCAGGGUGUUAGUUUCUUUGUGUAGUGUCCAUGUUUUGUUUUCUAUGUUCUGUUCUAGGUUAUGUGUUUCUAUGUUGGCCGGGGUGGUUCUCAAUCAGAGGCAAUGAGAAUCAGCUGUUGCUUGUUGUCUCUGAUUGGGAUCCAUACUUAGGCAGCCUUUUGUGCACUUGUGAUUCGUGGGAUCUUGUUCCGUGUAGGUUUGUUUGCUACAGAGGACUUCACGUAUCGUUUUGUUGUUUUGUUGUGUUAUUGUUGCUAAGUACUCUAUUAAAGAAGAUGCACGCAUAUCACGCUGCGCCUUGGUCCACUCAUUAUGACGAUCAUGACAGAAGAUCCCACCAAAACAGGACCAAGCAGCGUGUCCAGGAGCAGACAGCCUGGACUUGGGAGGAGAUCUUGGACGGGCAGGGGUCCUGGACUUGGGAGGAAAUCCAGGCUGGAAUGGAUCGCCGUCCGUGGGAGGAGACGGUGGAAGCACGCCAUAGAGAGGAGCAGCGGCGCCAAGCGGGCCGACGUCGGACACACAAGAGGCAACCCCAAUCAUUUUUUUGGGGGGGGCACAUGGCAUGGACGACGGGGCUGCUGAAGGCAGCUACGGGGCGAGUUUGGGGAUUAGGAGAGGAGGCCACCGGGUUUGGGGGGCUGGAAGGGAGGUUGGCGGAGCCUAGAGGUAGAGCAGAGCCAACUCCCCGGACUCAGGCUAGGCAGCGUGAGACUGGGCAGGUUCCGAGGUAUGCGGAGCUGCGUACUGUGCCGCGAGUGGUCCGGCACAGUCCGAUACAUCCUGUGCGAGCACCACGCACGUGUCGUGCUAAGGUGGGCAUGCAGCCAGGAUGGAGUGUGCCGGCUCAACGCUCGUGGCCUCCAGUACCCCUCCUCGGUCCCGGAUAUCCUGCGCCAGUGUCACGUGCUCUAGUGCCAGUACGAGUACACAGCCCUGUACGUCCUGUGCUGAUGCCUCACACAGAGUGUGUAAAAAUAAGCAUUCAGCCAGGACGGGUUGUGUCAGCUCUUCGCUCCAGACCUCCAGUCCGUCUCCACAGCCUGGUCCGGCCUGUUCCUGUUCCCCGCACCAAGCCUGUGGUGCACGUCGCCACCCCGGUCCGGCCUGUUCCUGCCCCUCGCACCAAGCCUGUGGUGCGCGUCGCCAGCCCGGUCCGGCCUGUUCCUGCCCCUCGCACCAAGCCUGUGGUGCGCGUCGCCAGCCCGGUCCGGCCUGUUCCUGCCCCUCGCACCAAGCCUGUGGUGCACGUCGCCAGCCCGGCCCGGCCUGUUCCUGCUCCCCGCACCAAGCCUGUGGUGCGCGUCGCCAGCCCGGCCCGGCCUGUUCCUGCUCCCCGCACCAAGCCUGUGGUGCGCGUCGCCAGCCCGGCCCGGCCCGUUCCUGCUCCCCGCACCAAGCCAAUGGUGCGCGUCGCCGGCCCGGCCUGUUCCUGCUCCCCGCACCAAGCCAGUGGUGCGCUUAGCCAGCCCGGUCCGGCCCGUUCCUGCUCCCCGCACCAAGCCUGUGAUGCGCGUCGCCAGCCUGGCCCGGCCUGUUCCUGCCCCUCGCACCAAGCCGAUGGUGAGCGUCGUCAGCCCGGCCCGGCCUGUCCCUGCUCCCCGCACCAAGCCUGUGGUGCGCGUCGCCAGCCCGGUCCGGCCCGUCCCUGCUCCCCGCACCAAGCCUGUGGUGCGCGUCGUCAGUCCAGCACAGCCCGUGCCUGCUUCACCGGUGCCUGGUCAGGUACCGGUCAGCUGCUCCACACCGGAGACUAAGCAAUCCGCUCCACCGAUGUCCAGUCCAGCUCCAGGCAGCGGGGCCAGACCAGACCAGGAGCGCUAUGGGGGGGUUGUUAGAGGGUGGUGGUCACGCCCGGAGCCGGAUCCGCCUCCGAGGUGGAAUGCCCACCCGGCCCCUCCCCUGUUGGGUUUAUGUUGGCGCGGUCGCAGUCCGCGCCUUUGGGGCGGGGGUACUGUCACGCCCUGGCUCUGGGGACUCUUGUAUGUUGAGCCAGGGUGUUAGUUUCUUUGUGUAGUGUCCAUGUUUCGUUUUCUAUGUUCUGUUCUAGGUUAUGUGUUUCUAUGUUGGCCGGGGUGGUUCUCAAUCAGAGGCAAUGAGAAUCAGCUGUUGCUUGUUGUCUCUGAUUGGGAACCAUACUUAGGCAGCCUUUUGUGCACUUGUGAUUCGUGGGAUCUUGUUCCGUGUAGGUUUGUUUGUUACCGAGGACUUCACGUAUCGUUUUGUUGUGUUAUUGUUGCUAAGUACUCUAUUAAAGAAGAUGUACGCAUAUCACGCUGCGCAUAUGUACGCAUAUCACGCUUGGUCCACUCAUUAUGACAAUCAUGACAUUACCAAAAGUGGAUAUGCGCCAAUCUUUGUCUGAGACUUUAUUUCCCAGACCCUAUAGACAGUCAUACAAUGCUUAAACCUUAUCUUUAUCAAAUGAUCCAUAAAGGGACCACCCUGAACUUCUCUGAAUACUUUUUUACACCACUUACGUAUGUCUGCGUGUGGGUGUGUAAGUUGUAUAUUAUAAAAAUAAAAAUAAAUGCAUUGUUACUUUAUCAAAUCUCUAGUAACCCAUUAUACUCUUCUUCACAAAUUCCUCCUUUACACUAGUGUUCUAUUCAUACAGGUAUUUAAAUAUUUACACUAGUGUUCUAUUUAACAGCAUAAUCGGGAAUAGUACUCUCUCCUUUCAUAUCUGGACAUACAGAAUCCCUAUAUAACGUUAUAAAUCAACUUAGGUAUUUACAUCCACACCACCAGCAACAAUCACAGCGCAGCCAGCCCGAGAGGUACACAUAUCAAGUUCUCGAAGAAAUCUCAGUGUCCGGGGGCGUCAAUGAACAGCCCUUACCCGUCUCAGCUGUUACCCUCUCAAACUUUUCAAUGGCUUCUCCUGUCAGUGCUCACUACCUGUAGAUUGACAGGCGGUGGUGGACAUAACCCCUAGAUAACGUUAUAGAUCGAAAAACUCAGCUCACACAGAACUGGAAAACUCAGCUCACACAGAACUGGAAAACUCAGCUCACACAGAACUGGAAAACUCAGCUCACACAGAACUGGAAAACUCAGCUCACACAGAACUGGAAAACUCAGCACACACAGAACUGGAAAACUCAGCUCACACAGAACUGGUUGGGGUAUUCAUUCAGACACGCACCUCUUUCACAACGGGGCUAGUCCCCUGACAGCUCUCAUUCACUCAGUACUUAAUAGUAAUAAUAUAUCUUAAUAUCUAAAAUUAAAUCCUCUUACUAUCCAAAUUUCAACUCUCUUAUUGUACACAUUUCAAUCAGCUUAAUAUCCAACUUUCAACCCUCUUAUUAUCACACAUUUAAAUCCUUUGUUGAACUCAGCUUACCACUUAUUAUCCAAAUGUCAAUCUCUUAACACUAAUAAUUUGUCUUAUUAUCCAAAUUUCAAUCAGCUUAAUAUCAAAAUGUCAAACCUUUUAUUAUCCAAAUUUCAAUCAGCUUAAUAUCAAAAUGUCAAUCCUUCUAUUAUCCAAAUUUCAAUCAGCUUAACACGUCCUUUCCACACUCACACAAAUCUCACAUCCACUCCUAUAAUCCAAAUUUCAAUUAUCUUAUUAUCCAAAUUUCCUUUCCACGCCCACACAACUCUCACAUCCACAUUCACUUAGUACUAUUCCCAAACACAUUCAGUAAUCUCCCUUAUUACUCCAUGUGCAUCUUCAGCGAUUCUCUUAUCGUUACUUCCUAUGCACCAUAUGUAUCUUCAAAGGUUCUCUUGCCGCAACUUCCUAUACAUAUAAAAUAACACCUCUUGCUAUUAUCAGUGGAUGCAGACUAUGUAGACACUUCAAAUAAAUGCCUGCAGACAGCUGUCAGUUGGGCUUUUCCAUGGUACCUUUCCUGCCCUCGUUCUAGCCUUCUCCUAAGACUAGCUCUAGCCUUCUUCUUAAGACUAGUGGUACCUUUUUAUGUUUAUAUUUAUUUUUAAACAAAUUCAUUUAAAUUGACUUACUGAAAUUCAGUCGCCGUGUCCCUCAAUUGUUUGCAGAUUAUGUGUCUCCUCAUGGGCAGCUCGCAGUAAGGGUCUGGCCUGGUCUGGUCCUCGUCAUCUUUUGGUCAGACAGGAAUUUCCCUCACGCUUCAUAAAAUUUGCCACAGGUUUUCCUCGCAGACCCUCACUGGAAAGCUCUGCAGGCAGAAUCAAUAAUCUAGUUUGUGACGCCAUAUUGCCGUGGACAUUACCACCAGGGACACCUGAAGUCAAUACUAAAUGAAUCAUUCGUUAUUAUCAGCAAGCUGGAGAGGUUCCAACAAACUUAAUGCACCAUAGUACACGUUGGUCGGGAGCUCCGUCAGGGCAGUCCCGUUAGUUAUCUUAUAUACUGCUUAAACAGACAAGUUAUAUUUGCAUGAUUUAGCUUAUUCAUUAUUCAUAACUAAUUCAUCAUUAACGUUUGGUUCAUGCAUGUGACCGACCAAUACCUCAUGAGGCUUCUUCCCUCCAAGCUGAGGCCUUGAAACUGAGACACCCAUUUCGGUUCUCAAAACAAUGUUCUGGGCGUACUGCUAAAUUGCUUAUACUGAUAGUGAGGAUUCCUCCCAGGCACGAUCAAUCAGUCACUAGCAUGAAACCAGUCGAUGGUUAUUAGAAAUUGGUUAUUAGAAAAGCACAAACAUGUAUAGUCCAUAGUUGUCCUGGUUGCUGUUUCCCUAAACCAUCCUAUCAGCCCCGAACAAACAGAGUGCACCAUGUCUCCUAGCUAGACAAACAGCAACAUGUUAUAAUUUCACGUUUGGGGUGAAAGACCGACUGGUCAAAGCUUUUUGCUCCUUUGAGUGUGUGGGCAUGAAUGAUUCUAGAGGGCAGUCAAACAACAAGUAGGUGUAACCAGUCCGAGACCAAUCAGGUUUUAGAUAUACUAGUCUUGAGUUCUACUGGUUAUUAUGUAUUCAUAAAUGGUGGGAUUGCUUGUGUGUACAGUGUGUGUGUGUGUGCACGUGAGUGUGCGCGUGAGUGAGAGAGUGAGUAAUCGAUUGAGCGAGUGAGUAAGUGAGAGAGUGAGCGAGUGUGUGUGUGUGUGUGUGUACAAAUGCAGUCUUGUUUUAUGUACAAGGCAUGCCACAGUAUAAUGGAGGGAUAUCAGUGCUAGUUAUAAAAUGCCACUCUUAAAUGCUAAGUUGGGAUGCAAAAAUAAUUAAGGCAUCAUUAAAUGCUAAUUUGGAAUGGAAAUUGAUAAAUGCAAUGCUUAAAUGCUAAUUGCUAAACAGUGUUGAUGGUGUUUCCUGAUCCUUUAUAGAACAGGGACUGGGACAUCUACAGCUUUCACGUCAACUCCACAGUGACCAGUCGCUAUGCAACCACUAUUAUCACCAGCCGGGUGGCCAAUCGGAUCGACCAGUCACAGGAAAUAGAAUUCCAUGUCAAGAUUCCCAAGAAUGCGUUCAUCAGUCAAUUCAAAAUGUACAGUAUGCCUAAAUUAAUAUUUCACUGUCUAACAUGAUAGUUUACACACACACAUAUUACACACAUGCUCACGUAUAGAGCAAAUAUCUCCCUCUCUCUCUCUCUCUCUCUCUCCCUCUCUCCCUCUAACCCUCUCUCUCUCUCCCUCCCUCUCUUCCUCUCUCUCUCGCUCCCUCUCUCUCUCUCUCUCUCUCUCUCUAUCUCUCUCUCUAUCUCGCUCUCUCUCCCUCUCUCUCUUCCUCAGGACCAUUGAUGGGCAGACGUAUGAUGGGGUUGUGAAACAGAAGGAGGAGGCUCAGCAGCAGUACACUCAGGCAGUGUCUCGUGGCCAAAGUGCUGGCAUAGUCAGGUGUGUGUGGGUGUGUGUGCAGGGCCGGCCCUAGCCAAUAAGCGACAUAAGCGGCCACUUGUUUGUGGAACUCAGUCAGGGUCUCAACCUGCUGUUGAGAGUUAGAAUAGUAUAAUACACAAGGUUCAAUUUCUAAAUUUGGUAGUGCAUCAGCAGUUUUCCUCAUCAGUCACUUACAGUCACUCAAUUAGCCCAUGUCAGCAAAAAUAUUUUAGAUUCUUUAGAUUGUAAGGUAAGGUAAUCUAGCCAGCUAUCUAAACCUUGUAGUGGGGCCGGCAGGUAGCCUAGCGGUUAAGAGCGUUGGGCCAAUAACCAAAAGGACUAGGUGAAAAUUAUGUGAUGUGCCCUUGAGCAAGGCACUUAAACAUAAUUCCUCUUGUAAGUCACUCUGGAUAAGAGCGUCUGCUGAAUGACAAAAAAGUAUAUAAUAUAUAUUUUUUAGGCCUAAUCAUAAUCAAAAUACCAUCCGGGUACGCAGGGCAUGUGUUCAGGAGCCCUGACCUCCAGAGAGCCCCCAUUGAUUUUGUUAGUCACUCUCACUCAGACAUCAUAUGAACAUGGCACAGGUCAUGGCAAAAUGUGAAGAAUUUAAAUUAGUUUUAAAACUGCAACAUUUUCUCUCAGCUCCAUAGCAACGUGUAAAAUUGCAAGAAAUGUAACACUGCAAAAUGUUCUCUCCGCUGUCAAGAGGGAGGCCACUCAAAUAUUUUGCCUGAGAGGGUGGGGGGGGGCAACUAAAUCUAACUAAGUGCCCCCAAAAGGCUAGGGCUGGCCCUGUGUGUGUGUGUGUGUGUGUGUGUGUGUGUGUGUGUGUGUGUGUGUGUGUGUACUGUAUCUGUGACUACAGUAUGUGUGUGUUGGUGUGUUAGACUGUGCCUCUUUUAUGUCUCCUCAGUUCUGUGGGGAGGACCCUUGAGGAGUUUAAGACGUCUGUGACUGUGGCCGCGCUCAGUAAGGUGACCUUUGAACUGACCUAUGAGGAGCUGUUGAAACGACGACUGGGCAAGUAUGAACUGCUGAUCCACGCUCGACCCAUGCAGCCUGUCGCUGACUUCAAGGUGAGAGAGAGAACAGAUCAAAUCAAUGAACAUGGAUUGAUGAGUCAUUCCAUUUGAGGUUGAUGUUGUAUUUUCUUUAUUUUUCCUCUUUUCCUUCUCUUCCUUAUGGCCAGAUUGACGUGUACAUCAAUGAGCGACCAGGCAUUAACUUCCUGGACAUAAAAGGGGGACUGAGCACCAAAGCGCUGGCUAAUGCCAUCACCAAAACACACGCUUCUAGUGAGGUAAUGUCCACAACAGAGUAAUGUAGUAACGCUGCAGCCCGUCUGGUGUUCAACCUUCCCAAGUUCUCUCACGUCACCCCGCUCCUCCGCACACUCCACUGGCUUCCAGUUGAAGCUCGCAUCUACUACAAAACCAUGGUGCUUGCCUACGGAGCUGUGAGGGGUACGGCAUCUCCUUACCUUCAGGCUCUGAUCAGACCCUACACCCAAAUGAGGGCACUACGUUCAUCCACCUCUGGCCUGCUAGACCCCCUACCUCUACGGAAGCACAGUUCCCGUUCAGCCCAGUCAAAAUUAUUCGCUGCUCUGGCACCCCAAUGGUGGAACAAGCUCCCCCACGACGCCAGGACAGCGGAGUCACUGACCACCUUCCGGAGACACUUGAAACCCUACCUCUUUAAGGAAUACCUGGAAUAAUAUAAAAGUAAUCCUUCUACAACCCCCCCCCCCCCCCCCCCCAUAAAAACUAAAAACUAAAAGUGGUUGUCCCACUGGCUAUCAUAAUUUGAAUGCACCAAUUUGUAAGUCGCUCUGGAUAAGAACGUCUGCUAAAUGAUGUAAAUGUAAAUGUAGAGCUAACCAAAAUGAAUUCAAACCUUGAAAUGAAUUAAAUUCUAAACAAAUUCAAUUUAAAACAUUCAAAAAGAUGUAGACACACAUGCAUCAUUUCAAAACCUAUUCUUCGCACCACUGUGAUUUUCAUAUCUCUCUGCAUGUUAAUGCUAAUACGAAUUAGCUCAUGCUAAGGAGGUAAGGUAAACAGGCUGUGUUUUUAAAAGGCAGAAGCCUAAACUACCAUCCUCUCCCAGGGGCGUCAUUUCAGCUAAACUUAGGGUGUGGCAAAGUGACAGCUUGAAGCUACAGCAACAAAUUGAUAAUGGCUGGAGUCAAUUAUGCUUUGGGGACCACGUUUUUAUUUGCUUUGUCAUUUUUAGGGGGUGGGGGGUUACAGGUACAAUAUUCAUGUCAAUUUACACACUUAAUUUAUACCACAUGUACAUGAAGGUUGCCACUCUAUAAAUAUAUAUAUAUAUAAGAAUACAUACAUAGAAAUGUUCAUAUUGAUCACAUAGGAUUUUGUAAUAAUACAAUUGGUAUGUAAAAAAAGAGAUACAAAACCAAUGUUAUAUCAAAUGUAAGCUCAUUUACUGCCUUUCUACACAAUAAAAAAUUAAAAAAGCCAAAUUGACUCCAGCCAUUAUCAUCUUGUUGCUCUAGAUUCAUCUCAGUCAAUAGGGGACUUUCUACAAACACACGUCAUACAAGAACUAGCUGCUACACACUAGCUCAGCACCAGGAUUAAAACUCCUAGUUUGUUUCAUGUCAAGUCAAACAGCAGUUACCUAGCCAAAGCCAUCUAUACAGCCAUCUUUACCUCUGCACUGGUUUGAGAAAAUGUCAAGCUGUUCCCUGCAGCUGUGUUGAUGCGCUCUUAAUAAAGUCAGCCUAGCCAGCCAUAAAAACAGCCUUCCCUCCUGCUCCCAGGCGUCCGCAUGGUACCAAAGUCAGCCAGUUUAUACCACUAAACUGCAUUUGCCUUUUAAUCGGGAUUGGAAUGAUUUUAGAAGUCUAUUUGAAAUUGUUGGUGUUGAGCUAGGUUAUGGUGACUGCCAAUUGACGCCCCUGCCCUCUCCCCAGGCCUGGGUACAUUUCUACCCCAGCAAGGAGCAGCAGAGCCAGUGUGACAGCUGUGGAGAGCAGGGCCUGAACGGAGACCUGGUCAUUGUCUAUGACGUCUACAGGAACACGUCCAUGGGAGAUCUCAAGGUACACUUCUUCCACCCUCUUCCUGUCAUUCAUUUCUUCAUCUCUACCCUGUCUUUUCAUCACCAUCUCUGAUUCUCUCUUCAGGAGUCAAAAGGGUAUUUUGUCCAUCACUUUGCUCCCAGUGACCUACCACGCAUACCAAAGAAUGUAGUCUUCAUCAUCGAUCGGAGUGGCUCCAUGCAUGGCAGGAAAAUGGAGCAGGUUUGUUUGUGUGUUUUUUGAAUGUGUUGCCUGUUGUAAUGUAGCUAAAGGUUUAACGAUUGAGCAAUGUACACAUACAUACUAUUCAAUGCAUGGGACAAUUCAUUUUGAUUGAUUGGUUGAUUGAUUGCAUUUUGAUUGUAUUUUGAUGCACUGGGAUCUGUCAGACCCGUGAGGCCUUGUUGAAGAUCCUGGUAGACCUGGUAGAGGACGACCACUUUGGCCUAAUCACCUUCGACUACUCUGUGUCUACCUGGAAGAAGGAGCUGCUGCCGGCCAACCAGGAAAACCUGGAGGCUGCCAAGAGCUUUGCACGACACAUUCACGACAGAGGAGGUACAAUUAUUAUGGUAACACUUUACAUGACACCUAGCGUCAUAACACGUUAUGACAAGGUCAUAACCAUGUCAUAAUAGGUCAUAACAGCUGACAUAACUUGUCAUACCUUGUUAUAAUAUGGUCAUAACACUGUCAGGACACAGAUAUACAGUAUUUUGAGCUGUUGUGACAUAUAUUGAGAUUAUUUAUGGCUGGUUAUGACACCUACAUAAGAGUGUCAAAACCCACAAAACCUACUAUACAAGGCAAAACAUUCCAUUACACCAUAGCCUACGUGUCAACAGUAUGUUUAUGUUAUCUUUUAUUUUAUUUUAUUGACCAUAUUAAAUUAUAAUUGUAAUUGCGCACACAUUGAUGUCAGACAUGCUACCUACCCCAAUGCUCUGUUGCUGAUGACUGGGAUGAUUGCAGGAGCAGAUUUCAGGAGCAGGACAUGACACCCUCUUUUUGACUGAUAACUGAUUUAAGGUCAUGUAUGUGAUAGGCCUAUCUGGCUUAUAUGAUUAUGAUGGUCAUAAUGCUUCUUGACAGUGUCAUAAAGUGUAUUUUCUUAGUCCAAGUAAGGUGAUACAGGAUGGUCAUAAUGCUUCAAGGCAGUGUCAUAAAGUGUAUUUUCAAGUUAUUUAAAAUAUGAUGGAAAAAGAACAUGACUGUAAAGAAUUCAUUACAACAACAACAAAGGAUUUAAGAAUAAGCUUUCAAACAGAAGGAAACUUAUUGGCAGGGAAUAUUAUGACAGGUUAUGACAAGUUAUUUCAGCUGUUAUUACAUACUAGUUAUGACACUGGGUGUCAAGUAAAGUCUUACCAUUAUUACUUACUUACUUACUUAAUCCUCUUCCCUAUUUUCAAAGAUUUCCAAAGCUGACAGUACAGUUAAGGUGUAUUAGCAUUUUCUGUAGCACUUAAAGUCUGCGUUUACAUAGGCAGCCCAAUUCAGUUCUUUUGCAAAUUAUUUGCAUAUCUGAUACUUAUCUGAUCUUUUUCCUAGUGUGUAAACAGAGAUAACCACAUGGAAUCUGAUCAUUUAACCUCCAUAUGUGGAUGUGAAUCCUGAUACAAACCCGAUCCUCCAUAUCAGUGGCGGUCAGUGCCGUUUAAGAUGAGGGAGGAUGAUAAUUUAUUUAAUGAGUAUGGCUUUAUUUUUAUUACAGCAUAUUGGACGACUGUCAUUCAUAUUCCAUUCACCCAGCUCAAUGUAACAUCGAUAGGUUUAGGUUACUAUAUGAUAUUCAAAUUUUCACUAUACCCAUCAUGAGGUUGCUACAACCUUGAGUAAUCAAGGUGACAGACAGUGACACAUUCAAUACCGCCUUGCCCACUCUUGCCUGCAUCUAGCUGAUCUAGGGUGUAAUCAUUAGUCCAACAGUUGCAAACGAGAGUUUCUAUUGGACAAAUUCAGGUAUGUUUAUCCCCAUUUCGUUCUAUUUGCUUCCAUUUAAGAAAUGUUUUUCAACAGAAUCGGUGGAAUAAAUACACCCCUGAUUACACGCAAACACAGUUAACUUUCACAAGAGCCAAAUACAAACAUCAUGAUCACUUUGCUCGUUAAUUCCUUCUCGCAUCUACGCGCUCUUCUCUCACCUUUUCCCUUUGCUUUUGGACUUCAGUGCACAACACAUCAGCUGUCUGUGACCAGGCAAAAAAAACUUUCUAAGACAAACCUUCAUAUCAUAACCGCUAACCGCUACACACAGCCAACAUCAUUGUCCACAUAUUAGCUAGCUAACGUCAUAGUCAACAUAGCUACUAGAUCUCGCUUUUUAAGCAGACUGAGUAGCUUACUAACUAUGACAGAACCAACACAGUUUACAAGUUAAAACAAUUCUACUUACAGAAUCAAGCAGGAUCCUUCCAAGACUAUUAGUUGAAAUGGACGGCCCCUAACUAGACGUCCGCAGUCGCACUAAAAAUAGGCCGAUGGCCUCGGGUCGAGCGCCAAGGCCUGUUCUUCCGGGAAGUCACAAAAUUAAUUUUCCAGGACACUCGGUUUCCUAUAUAUAAUGUUUUUCUUUUUUUUGAUUAUUUCUGCUGUACCGGACAAUUCCACAGGGUGGCGACCCGCUGUAUAUGGCAAAUUGACAUUUCAUCACCAAAUGGACAUGGCCGUUUCUCGUAAACAGAACAGACUUCAAAAACUUGGUGAGCAGAGGGGCGGCAAGAUGUACUUUUAGCCUGGAAACAGAUGACGUCGAGGCCACAACACUCUUUGAGUUAAUUCACAUUUUCUGGGAUUAAAGGUCGAAAACGGUAAUACAGCACUCAUUUGUCCGCUGCACAUCAAAGUACAUAAACCUAUCGUGUAAGGGAAAAAGAACCAGCCAUUUAUCUAUCGUAGUUUACGAGAAAUCGUACAGUCAUCUUCGUGAUGUUUUUUGUAGAAAAAAGUUAUAGAUCCAGUUGAGGCGUGUUAAGGCGAAUCUGUUAAGGCAGGUUUGGAGCUCUAUGUGAUUUCUGUGAUUUUAUGUGAAUUUCUUUACAGUGUCCAUUUGCCAUAUGAUAUAUUGCCAGUGCUAAUAUUUCAUAUUGCAAUUGGAAAGACUCACACAGUCCUGUGUACUUCAAGUAUUAUUUUGAGACCCAAAGAACCACCCAUAAGCCCAGGACACAGAGACAGCACCCAUAGAGACAUGCUCUAGCCUGACAACUGCUCACGCUGCCAAUCAGACCUCUGAGAAAAACUCACACACACAGCCAAGAUGGAGUGACACAGUGUGUGCUUACAGACGCAAGGAGCCUACAAUAGAUACCGGCGUUCGAACCAUCAAAGAACCGUCAGACCUAGAGUUCUGAAACUUUAUAAAAUUGUUCUAUAGCUUAGGUCGGUACUGCUCUAGGAGGUUCUCCGGCCGAGAAACAGCCUCGUCCAUUUGCAAUAUAUUCAUUUCAUUUUUAACAUCAUGAAAAUGACGACAUUUAGAAAAGUCCCAGAAUCACAAGACUAGGUGCAUUGAAACUGCCUCGGCCCUUAGAAAUGGACCCUACAAGUUUCUGGUCGAUUGCUCAUUCAGGGACCCCAUAGCAACCCCCGAAAAAAGUACAUUUACAGAACUAAUGAAGGUUGCUGCUCGGGCGAAUGACCAAUCGAGACAAAACUCAAUAUUCGGGUUCGCCUCAGCUAGGCCUACACAUAAUGUCAGAACUGGACCCGCAGCUCGAAUGUCACUACAUGUUUUAAGGUUUUUUAUGGUUUUAACAGAAGGCGCUAUACAUUUUGGGCCGGCUCUGACAUAUGUGAUAGUUGGCUUCUAAAUGAGUUGGACAAAGGGAGUUUGGUGUUAGUAUGUAUCAGUUUGGUGUCAGUGUGAUAUCUUAUUGACUGAUGGCUGACUGUCAAAUUGCAGUAUAAUAUAUUGUUAUUGUCCAUAUGUUAUAUUGCUAAUGGACAGUGUCCAUUUGCCAUAUGAUAUAUUGCCAGUGCCAAUAUGUUAUACUGAACAUAUUGGCACUGGCAAUAUACCAUAUGGCAAAUGGACACUGUCCAUUUCCAAUAUGUUUAAACAGGGAUUACCAUCACCAAAUGGACUGGCUGAAAUCAACACCACUAUCGUCUCUAGGCCAUUCCGAGUUCAAUAAGGUGCCCCACUUGACCAUAGCUCGCUCGGUCUGACCGCACAGACUGUGCAAAUAAGAAGGCCUGGAAUGAAGCCUAACUAAUAGUGAUUUCAACAUGCUUUUGACAUUUUACGGCCUCUGGGUCAUGCAGAGACACGCCGUUUUCAACUGGGGUCAUCGGGGGUAGGUUGGCGUGGACAAGCCACAGAGUUAUUCUAGAUGCGUGUGGCGGUUCAUGUGGUUGGACACAUCUGAGUUUCUCCCUUAGAAUAACAUUGGUUUACAGGUUAUGCUCUAACUCUGCUUCUGUGCAUGCAAUUUGCAAAGUUCCUUUUGCCACGUGUUCAGGGUCAAGGUAGCUCUACAGAUAUCAAUAUGAAUAGAGUACAUGGUCCCCUUCAUAUCCUAAAUGGGAAGUAUGAACUUGCAAUAUAUCAUAUGGCAAAUGCCAUUGUAACAUAUUGCAAUUGGACAGCAAUCAAGUCAGCCAUCUCAUUGCUUAAAAUCAUCAUAAACAGUCAAAGGACAGCACAUUUGAAUUGUAUUUGUGUAUAGUGUCCCAGUAGUGGACUUUAUUAGUUUAAACCCUUUAACUGCAUGUCCAAUUCGUGAUGUUAUAUUUGUGAUGUUAUACUGGACAUAUUGGUACUGGCAAUAUAUCAUUUGGCAAAUGGACACUGUCCAUUUCCAAUAUGUUUAAGCAGUGAUUUACAUUCACCAAAUGGACAGAUUGAAAUCAACACCAACGAUCGAGAGAGAGGAUCCACUAUCACUGCUAGGCCAUCCCAAGUUCAACGAGCCAGACAAUUGGGCAUUUCAGCAAAGUAACAGCAUGUCCAAUUCAUGAUGGUAAAUGCCCAUUGUAAUAUAUUGCUAAUGGACAGUGUCCAUUUGCCAUAUGAUAUAUUGCCAUAGGUUUGCCUUUUUGUCCAUUGGCAAUAAAUUACUCUGCUAAUUGGACAGUCCAUUACACAUAAUACAUGCCAGGCUUAACAUGUUAUCAGUAUAUAUUACAAUGGGCAUUUACCAUCAUGAAUUGGACAUGCUGUUACAUAUAUCAAUUGGACAGUGUCCAUUGCCAAUGUAUAUCAAUAAGGACUUCCCAUUAUGAAAUGGACAUGCUGAAAUGAACACCAACAAGACAUCCUGAUUUCCUAUGACUUCCUAUGAUCAAACAUGACAGAUAGACCUUCUCGGUUGAUUCAGGACUUAACAUACUGAGAUAUACCAUUUGGUCAUUAUAUAGGCCAUUUGGACAUGGUUCACUGACUUUUGGGUUUGGAACUGACUUCCUAUGAUCAUAAAUGGCAAAUGGACAUAACUUUCUGAUUUAGUACUUUCAAUACUUACAUAUGCCAUUUGAACAUUAUAUAUACCAUUUGGACAUGGUUCACUGACUUUUGGAUUCAGAACCCGACUUCCUGUGACCAUAUAUGGCAAAUGGACAUAACAUCCUGAUUUAGUACUUUCAAUACUUACAUAUGCCAUUUGGACAUUUCAUAUGCCAUUUGGACAUGGUUCACUGACAUUUGGAUUCGGAACCCGACUUUCUAUGAUCAUAUCUGGCAAAUGGACAUAACAUCCUGAUUUAGUACUUUCAAUACUUACAUAUGCCAUUUGAACAUUAUAUAUACCAUUUGGACAUGGUUCAAUGACUUUUGGAUUCAGAACCCGACUUCCUGUGAUCAUAAAUGGCAAAUGGACAUAACAUGCUGAUUUAGUACUUUCAAUACUUACAGUGAGGGAAAAAAGUAUUUGAUCCCCUGCUGAUUUUGUACGUUUGCCCACGGACAAAGACAUGAUCAGUCUAUAAUUUUAAUGGUAGGUUUAUUUGAACAGUGAAAGACAGAAUAACAACAACAAAAUCCAAAAAACGCAUGUCAAAAAUGUUAUCAAUUGAUUUGCAUUUUAAUGAGAGAAAUAAGUAUUUGACCCCUCUGCAAAACAUGACUUAGUACUUGGUGGCAAAACCCUUGUUGGCAAUCACGGAUGUCAGACGUUUCUUGUAGUUGGCCACCAGGUUUGCACACAUCCCAGGAGGGAUUUUGUCCCACUCCUCUUUGCAGAUUUUCUCCAAGUCAUUAAGGUAUCGAGGCUGACGUUUGGUAACUCAAACCUUCAGCUCCCUCCACAGAUUUCCUAUGGGAUUAAGGUCUGGAGACUGGCUAGGCCACUCCAGGAUCUUAAUGUGCUUCUUCUUGAGCCACUCCUUUGUUGCCUUGGCCGUGUGUUUUGGGUCAUUGUCAUGCUGGAAUACCCAUCCACGACCCAUUUUCAAUGCCCUGGCUGAGGGAAGGAGGUUCUCACCCAGGAUUUGACGGUACAUGGCCCUGUCCAUCGUCCCUUUGAUGCGGUGAAGUUGUCCUGUCCCCUUAGCAGAAAAACACCCCCAAAGCAUUACGUUUCCACCUCCAUGUUUGACGGUGGGGAUGGUGUUCUUGGGGUCAUAGGCAUCAUUCCUCCUCCUCCAAACACGGCGAGUUAAAUUGAUGCCAAAGAGCUCCAUUUUGGUCUAAUCUGACCACAACACUUUCACCCAGUUCUCCUCUGAAUCAUUCAGAUGUUCAUUGGCAAACUUCAGACGGGCCUGUAUAUGUGCUUUCUUGAGCAGGGGGACCUUGCGGGCGCUGCAUGAUUUCUGUCCUUCACGGCGUAGUGUUUUACCUAUUGUUUUCUUGGUGAAGAUGGUCCCAGCUGCCUUGAGAUCAUUGACAAGAUCCUCCCUUGUAGAUCUGGGCUGAUUCCUCACCGUUCUCAUGAUCAUUGCAACUCCACGAGGUGAGAUCUUGCAUGGAGCCCCAGGCCGAGGGAGAUUGACAGUUCUUUUGUGUUUCUUCCAUUUGCGAAUAAUCACACCAACUGUUGUCACCUUCUCACCAAGCUGCUUGGCGAUGGUCUUGUAGCCCAUUCCAGCCUUGUGUAGGUCUACAAUCUUGUCCCUGACAUCCUUGGAGAGCUCUUUGGUCUUGGCCAUGGUGGAGAGUUUGGAAUCUGAUUGAUUGAUUGCUUCUGUGGACAGGUAUCUUUUAUACAGGUAACAAGCUGAGAUUAGGAGCACUCCCUUUAAGAGUGUGCUCCUAAUCUCAGCUCAUUACCUGUAUAAAAGACACCUGGGAGCCAGAAAUCUUUCUGAUUGAGAGGGGGUCAAAUACUUAUUUCCCUCAUUAAAAUGCAAAUCAAUUUAUAACAUUUUUACAUGCGUUUUUCUGGAUUUUUUUAUUGUUAUUCUGUCUCUCACUGUUCAAAUAAUACUACCAUUAAAAUUAUAGACUGAUAAUUUCUUUGUCAGUGGGCAAACGUACAAAAUCAGCAGGGGAUCAAAUAUUGUUUUCCCUCACUGUACAUAUGCCAUUUGGACAUUUCAUAUGCCAUUUGGACAUGGUUCACUGACUUUUGGAAAUCGGAACCUGACUUCCUAUGAUCAUAUAUGGCAAAUAGACAUUACAUCCUGCUUUAGUGCUUUUUACAUAUGCUAUUUGGACAUUUCAUAUGCCAUUUGGACAUUAUAUAUGCCAUUUGGACAUGGUUCUGUGACUUUCGGGUUCGGAACCCGACUUCCUAUGAUCAUAUCUGACAAGUGGACACUUUGCCCAUUUGGAGUAUAAUACGUGACAAGUUAACAUUUUGACCACUUGCAGUAUAAUAUGCCUGAUAUGGACAUAACAUAGGCCUUAUGGACAAACUCGCAUAAAAUAAAACAAAUCUAUAUCCAUACGGUUCUUUAGUAAUGUAUAAUUGAGACAAAAGUUUUUAUAAUUGGUCAUUUCACCCUUGAGAUUUGACUUUGGUGUCCAUUUGCAAUAUACUUUCUGACGGUGGAGCGCGCUCGCACCCGUAGGAUUUUUUUAUUAUUACACUGGCAUUUGCCAUAUACAUUUUGCAAUAUGUUUUGCACCAUUUGGCGCCCAUUUGAGUGGUAUUUGCAAUGGUGUAUAUGUUUCGUCCAAAAUGCCAUUCAUUUUGGUCCAUUAGGCAUAUGCUUUCCUGUCUCAGAGCUCUACGGACAAUUCCGUCGACCUCAUGGCUUGGUUUUUGCUCUGACAUGCACUGUCAACUGUGGAACCUUAUAUAGACAGCUGUGUGCCUUUCCAAAUCCUGUCCAAUCAAUUAAAUUUAUCACAGGUGGACUCCAAUCAAGUUGUAGAAACAUCUCAAGGAUGAUCAAUGGAAACAGGAUGCACCUGAACUCAAUUUCGAGUCUCAUAGCAAAGGGUCUGAAUACUUAUGUAGAUAAAGUAUUUCUGAUUAUUAUUUUUUAAAUCCAUUUUAGAUUAAGGCUGUAACGUAACAAAAUGUGGAAAAAGUCAAGCGGUCUGAAUACUUUCUAAAGUCACUGUAUGAACAAUAGCCUAGUUAGUGACAAUAGGAGCUAAUACAUAGAUGUGUUGUCCUCUCUCUUCUCUUCUUAGCAACCAACAUCAAUGCUGCUGUGUUGGAGGGCACAGCCAUGCUGAACCGAAACCCACGAGAGGGUUCAGCCUCCCUCCUCAUACUACUCACUGAUGGAGACCCAACCACAGGUACACACACACACACACGCACACACACACACACACACACACACACACACACACACACACACACACACACACACACACACAUACAUAUACGCACACAAUAAUAGCCAAUCUCACUUUCCUCAGGUGAGACCAACCUCGAAAAGAUCCACAAGAAUGUAAAGGAAGCCAUUGGUAAGAAAUUCCCUCUCUACUGUCUCGGCUUUGGAAUGGAUGUCAACUUUGAGUUCCUGGAGAAGAUGGCACUGGAGAACAGCGGUGUGGGACGCAGAAUAUAUGAGGACUCUGAUGCUGCUCUGCAGCUGCAGGUAAGGGAACACACACUGUGAGGCAGUGUAUUCACACUACAGUCCCUGCACUACAAUGGAUUUGAAUUAUUUCUUACAAAUCUCAACAUCAUUUGAGACUGUAACACAACAAAUGAUCAAAAUGGUCCCGACUGAGCUUCAUUAGCUGGAAUAUUAAAGGGCCGAACCAACCUUUAAAAUGCAAUAAGAUCUUAUCUCAUCUAAGUAGGCUUGACUGUUGUUUCCUGAUUUCCUAAAUGUAGAUUAUGUGAGAGGAAACGAGGAGGAGCAGGGGGCGGGACUAAUAGCCUCUGUACUGUAUGAUUGACAGGGCUUUUAUGAAGAGGUGGCCACACCCCUAUUGACGGACGUGCAGAUGGUGUAUGUGGGUGGGGCUAACCUGACCCAGACCAACUUCAGCCAGUACUACAACGGCUCCGAGAUCGUGGUGUCUGGUCAGAUCACCGACAACAACAUAGAGACGUUCACUGCAGAGGUCAUAGCCAUAUCGGUGAGGUCACCUCUACUCAGCUCAUAGGUCAGAUCACUCCAUACUGCCCUGGUCUUUGUUUUGUAUGUUCUUUUGAUUUUGAAAGCAAUGCAAUGUUGAUAAAAAAUAACAUAACUCCAUAUGAGUACUUUAGAGAUAGUUCAGCCAAAUGUCAAAAUGUUCAAUGCACUGUAAUUAUUAUUUUUUUAAAUCAACUUAAAGUAACUGUUUCCAGAUUUCUAUGAAAUAUUACCUACUGUAUAACUUACAAUAUGAGUGAAAUCGCUUUUCUUCCAGCAGCUUUUCUGUAUUGGAAUAGUGUGGGUGUACCUCAACAGAAUGGUGUGGGCUUAUACCGGUCAUUAAAAAUGUCAUGCAAUUAGACCACUGACUGGCCAGCUCAUCCUCCUGUAGACCACUGACUGGCCAGCUCAUCCUCCUGUAGACCGCUGAUUGGCCAGAUCCUCCUCCUUAGGGAGAUUACUUCAUAUUCUAUGACGAAAUAGAAAGCAUUUUUGAACGGUCUGUUUGAGGUGGGGGGUUUUUCUCCAAUAUAUGCUUUUGCCACAAAUACGAGUAUAGGAUGAGUCAACAACAUUGUUUAUAUAUGAUUUAACAGAAUAUUAACUUUUAAAAGUGAGAUUUUUACUGGGCUUAAAAAAAAUCAAGGCAACCAGUUGCAUUACGAUUUCCAAUUUACUCUACUUAGGCAAAUGUGGAAAAAGUUGAGUGAACUAGAAAUUGGAUAGCAGCUGGUUGCCUUGAUAUCUUUAGUUGACUCAACUAUUUUUUGUUUUAUAGUGUUAAGUCAAUAUUUAGUAUUGUGAUGCGAGUAUGCCUUGAUUAUUUCAGAAAAGCAAUAGGGUGAUGUACUCUGAGACAAUACCAAUGGAGGAGCCCAUUGAAGCCAGGCCUGACAGCCACAUCCAGAGGCUGUGGGCCUACCUCACUGUGAAGCAGCUAUUGGACAAAGAGUGAGUCUGCUUUGCAUGGCAUUGCGUCUGUGAUUGGGUGUGUUUACACCUCUGUCUAUACAGGUCUCCAGCCGUAUGUGUCUCUAUACCUGCGUGUAUAUGUUUGUGUACGUGUGUGCAUUUGUACGACGUGUGUAUUUAUAUGGGUUAUUCCACAGAAGUCGCACAAAUUGCUGUCCCUAAUCAAAAAAUAUAUUUUAAAUAACAGAUAAGUCUCCAAACUCAUGAUAUAUUCUAAUUAAUUCCAAUGCAAUAAACUGUUAAAAGAAUACAGGACAAAACCAUGUUUAUACAGUAUGCCUAUUUCUAUUGAGAGGUGUCUGUCCCCCACCCUGACUCCUAAAAUUCAUCUUUGAAAAUAAAGCAAUUCACUAUUAUUUUUAUAUAAACAUCUUUCUCUGAAAAAUGCUGUUCCCAGUUUUGAUGUCACUACCGAAACACACACAUUAAAAGACUGUAGAAUGAAUUUGCCUUAAGUGUCACAUUGUAUAAUGAUUCGAAGACAGGCGCAGGAAUACGUAUUAGGGGUUUUAUUUACUCCACCCAACACAAGGUACGUCAUGAAAAACUACGGGGACGAAGCCCAAAACAUAUAUAUCACAGGGAUGUAACCCAAACAAAAAAGCGAGGUGUAACGGACUUGGGACAAUAAUUGACAAAGACAAUGGGGAACAGAGGGCACAUAUAUACACAUACUAAUCAGGGGAAAUGGGAACCAGGUGUGCGUAAUGAGACAAGACAGUCCGGGGUUGGUGGUAAUGAUCCAGGUCAGUGAAGCCUAGAAGCCCAGUGACAUAGACCUCCGGAGAUGGUAAAUGGAAUGAGCAGUAGUACUGGGGGGAUCCGUGACAUUAAGACACACCCCUACAAUUAACAUCAGGACAUUGGAUUGCACCCCUCUCCAUCAAGGCCACAUUGUGAGUAGUCUGUCCACCAAAAUUCUGAAGAAAAUAAAUGCAUAAGUUAGUAAAUCAUGCAUUUUUAAGAAGUUAAUCAAACAUACAGUACCAGUCAAAAGUUUGGACACACCUACUCAUUCAGGGGCUUUUCUUUCUUUUUACUAUUUUCUACAUAGAAUAAUAGUGAAGACUACAAAACUAUGAAAUAACACAUAUGGUGUUACGAACCCCGUGGCUUUAAAAGUCUAGGGUGGAUGGAAAAGAGACCCGUAACAUGACUCAUGCGAAUUAGAAUAUUGACACAGAACAGUGAGAACAAAAUACACCGACAACCAUAAGCUACCAUCAAACACAAAAUGUUUAUUUUGAACACUCGGUAAACGGUUUGGGGAAAAGGGGCUGAGCUGGACCCAAGGAAUGAAACAAUAAAGUAAAAAAAAACUAAACUGAUCUUCCUGCCUCAAGAACCGCUAAGCUUACUGCUAACCAUACAAAAAUACAGUGGGUGGUCUGCUCAGGUCUCACUAGUGUGUUUAGACAAGGUUUUCCUAUGGGUAGUGUAUGCCCAAGGGCGACUUGCUAAACCCCCCUUUUCCCAGGCACAAACAAACAACAUAAGAACAAUAUGAACUAAACAGCAAACGAGUGAGUACACAAAAACAAGACACCACAGUAUACAUACUCACAAAAAAUGAGUCUUGGUCAGAAAACACAACUGACUGGCUUUUAAAACCAGGGGAUGUGAUAUGGUAAUGAAAAACCAGAAACAGGUGGUGCAAUACGGAGGAGUGUCCACUGAUUGGUCCACCUCAGCAAUCAUGAGACGAACGGAUGUCAGACAGGUGGGACACACCAACGACCACCAAUCAGGAAAACAAGGGACACCUGUGAUUAGGGCAGAAGGAGAGGAAAAACAAAUACACAUACAGGAUACCUGUAUCCGUAACAUAUGGAAUCAUGUAGUAAACCAAAAAGUGUUAAACAAAUCCAAAUAUAUUUAAUAUUUUAAAUUCUUCAAAGUAGCCACCCUUUGCCUUGUGUCAUGAUCGUUAUGAGAUGAAGCGGACCAAGGCGCAGCGUGAUAAGCGUACAUUCUUUAAUUGGUGUACACAACACGAACCAAAACAAUAAACAAACGAUACGUGAAGUCCUAGGUUAAUAACACAAACCUUAACGGAACAAGAUCCCACAACGUAACAUGCCAACAGGCUGCCUAAGUAUGGCCCCCAAUCAGAGACAACGAGCUACAGCUGUCUCUGGUUGGGAACCACCCUGGCCAACAUAGAAAUACACGAUCUAGAACGACAAACCUAGAAAACUAAACAAGGAAAAAUCCACACCCUGGCUCAACAUUUAAGAGUCCCCAGAGCCAGGGCGUGACAGUACCCCCCCCCCAAAGGCGCGGACUGCGACCGCGCCAACCAAACACAAGAGGGUAGGAGCCGGGUGGGCAUUCCGCCUCGGCGGCGGAUCCGGCUCCGGGCGUGACCACCACACUCUCUCUACCCCUCCGUUGCGCCCCUGGUCUGGUCCCUCUGGCCGGAGCUGGACUGAACACCGGUGGAGCGGAUUGCUCUGGCUCCGGCGUGGAGCAGCUGACCGGUGCCGGACCAGGCACCGGUGGAACAGGCACGGACCGUGCCGGACUGACGACGCGCAACACUGGCUUGGUGCGGGGAGCAGGAACGGGCCGGAAUGGGCUGACGAUGCGCACCACUGGCUUGGUGCGGGGAGCAGGAACGGGCCGGACCGGGCUGACGACACGCACCAUUGGCUUGGUGCGGGGAGCAGGAACAGGCCGGACCGGGCUGGUGACGCGCACCACUGGCUUGGUGCGGGGAGCAGGAACGGGCCGGACCGGGCUGAUGACGCGCACCAUUGGCUUGGUGCGGGGAGCAGGAACAGGCCGGACCGGGCUGGCGAAGCGCACCACUGGCUUGGUGCGGGGAGCAGGAACGGGCCGGACCGGGCUGACGACGCGCACCACUGGCUUGGUGCGGGGAGCAGGAACGGGCCGGACCGGGCUGACGACACGCACCACUGGCUUGGUGCGGGGAGCAGGAACAGGCCGGACCGGGCUGGCGACGCGCACCACUGGCUUGGUGCAGGGAGCAGGAACGGGCCGGACCGGGCUGACGACGCACACCAUUGGCUUGGUGCGGGGAGCAGGAACAGGCCGGAACGGGCUGGCGACGCGCACCACAGGCUUAGUGCGGGGAGCAGGAACGGGCCUGACCGUACUGGGAACACACACCACUGUCCUUGUGCGGGAAUCAGGAACGGGCCGGACCGGACUGGUGACACACACCACUUACUUGGUGCGAGGAGCGGGACUGGGUUUCCUCAUAAACCUCCGCUCCCUCUGCUGCCUAACCAGUUCCUCUCGCUGUGCCUCCACACUCUCCUUCUCCCUCGUGACCAGUGGCCCCCGUAACCUGGCGGCCUCCUCUGCUAACCUGCUGAACCGCUCUAUCGCAGCCUCCUGCUGCCUCGUCGUCCACGGCGUGAGCCCCCCCCCUAAAAAUGUUUUGGGCUUGUCUAUCCCCCGUGAACAUGGCCUCCAUGGCUCUCGCCAGACUCUCACUCUUCUCCUCCCAAGUCCAUCCUCUCUCCUCUUCACGCUGUUUGAUCCAGUCGUGAUGGGAUCUUCUGUCACAAUCGUCGAUAGAUGAAGCGGACCAAGGCGCAGCGUGAUAAGCGUAAAUUCUUUAAUUGGUGUACACAACACGAACCAAAACAAUAAACAAAUGAUACUUGAAGUCCUAGGUUAAUAACACAAACCUUAACGGAACAAGAUCCCACAACGUAACAUGCCAACAGGCUGCCUAAGUAUGGUCCCCAAUCAGAGACAACGAGCUACAGCUGUCUCUGAUUGGGAACCACCCUGGCCAACAUAGAAAUACACGAUCUAGAACGACAAACCUAGAAAACGAAACAAGGAAAAAUCCACACCCUGGCUCAACAUUUAAGAGACCCCAGAGCCAGGGUGUGACACCUUGAUGACAGCUUUGCACACUCUUGGCAUUCUCUCAACCAACUUCAUGAGGAAUGAUUUUCCAACAGUCUUGAAGGAGUUCCCACAUAUGCUGAGCACUUGUUGGCUGCUUUUCCUUCACUCUGCGGUCCAACUUGAGGUCGGGUGAUUGUGGAGGCCAGGUCAUCUGAUGCAGCACUCCAUCACUCUCUUUGGUCAAAUAGCCCUUACACAGCCUGGAGGUGUGUUUUGGGUCAUUGUCCUGUUGAAAUACAAAUGAUAGUCCCACUGAGCACAAACCAGAUGGGAUGAUGUAUCGCUGCAGAAUGCUGUGGUAGCCAUGCUGGUUAAGUGUGCCUUGAAUUCUAAAUAAAUCACAGACAGUGUCACCAGCAAAGCACCCCCACACCAUUACACCUCCUCCUCCAUGUUUCACAUAGGGAACCACACAUGCAGAGAUCAUCCGUUCACCUACUCUGCAUCUCACAAAGACACAGCGGUUGGAACCAGACAUCUCAAAUUUGGACUCAUCAGACCAAAGGACAGAUUUCCACCGGUCUAAUGUCAAUUGCUCGUGUUUCUUGGCCCAAGCAAGACUCUUCUUCUUAUUGGUGUCCUUUAGUAGUGGUUUCUUUGCAACAAUUCCACCAUGAAGGCCUGAUUCACGCAGUCUCCUCUGAACAGUUGAUGUUGAAAUGUGUCUGUUACUUGAACUCUGUGAAGCAUUUAUUUGGGCUGCAAUCUGAGAAGCAGUUAACUCUAAUGAACUUAUCCUCUGCAGCAGAGGUAACUCUGGGUCUUCCUUUCCUGUGGCGGUCCUCAUGAGAGCCAGUUUCAUCAUAGCGCUUGAUGGUUUUUGCGACUGCACUUGAAGAAACUUUCAAAGUUCUUGAAAUUUUCCAGAUUGACUGACCUUCAUGUUUUAAAGUAAUGAUGGACUGUCGUUUCUCUUUGCUUAUUUGAGCUGUUCUUGCCAUAAUAUGGACUUGGUCUUUUACCAAAUAGGGCUAUCUUCUGUAUACCACCCCUACCUUGUCACAACACACCUGAUUGGCUCAAACACAUUAAGAUGGAAAGAAAUUCCACAAAUUAACUUUUAACAAGGCACACCUGUUAAUUGAAAGGCAUUCCAGGUGACUAACUCAUGAAGCUGGUUGAGAGAAUGCCAAGAGUGUGCAAAGCUGUCAUCAAGGCAAAGGGUGGCUACUUUGAAGAAUCUAAAAUAUUUAAAAAACACUUUUUUGGUUACUACAUGAUUCCAUAUGUAUUAUUUCAUAGUUUUGAUGUCUUCACUAUUAUUCUAUGUAGAAAAUAGUAAAAAUAAAGAAAAACCCUUGAAUGAGUAGGUGUAUCCAAACUUUUGACUGGUACUGUAUGUUAAAAAAUAUAUAUAAAGUAUGGUUUUGUGACUAAAAUAUAUGUUUCUUGGGAUGUACAGUACAUCUGUCAAAAGUAUAGCUAGCUAGCCAUAUGCUAGCUAUGGGUAUUCACUAAAGUCCAAAAUACAGUAAGUUACAAUUGUUAAAACUGAAAUGGUCACAACCGAAACAAUUUGCUUUAUUUCGGUAGUGACACUUGAUUGUUAAUAUUAUUUCUUUACAUUGAUUGAAAAUACAGUGCCUUCAGAAAGUAUUUGCACAGCUUGAAUUUUUCCACAUUUUGUUGUGUUACAGCCUGAAUUUAAAAUUGAUGUCACUGGCCUACACACAAUACCCCAUGAUGUCAAAGUGGAAUGAAAUGUUUACAAAUUAAUAAAAAAAAAAAAAGCUAAAAUGUCUUCAGUUAAUAAGUAUUCAACCCCUUUGUUAUGGCAAGCCUAAAUAUGUUCAGGAGUAAAAAUCUGCUUAACAAGUCACAUAAUAAAUUGCGUGGACUCAAUCUGUGUGCAAUAAUAGUGUUUAACAUUAUUUUUGAAUGACUACCUAAUCUCUGUACCCCACACCUACAAUUACCUGUAAGGUCCCUCAGUCGAUAAGUGAAUUUCAAACACAGAUCCAACCAAAAAGACCAGGGAGGCUUUCCAAUGCCUCACAAAGAAGGGCACCUAUUGGUAGAUGGGUAAAAAUAUUAAAAAGCAGACACUGAAUAUCUCUUUGAGCAUAGUGAAGUUAUUAAUUACACUUUGGAUGGUGUAUCAAUACACCCAGUCACUACAAAGAUACAGGUGUCCUUCCUAACUCAGUUUCUGGUGAGGAAGAAAACUGCUCAGGGAUUUCACCAUGAGGCUAAUGGUGACUUUAAAACAGUUACAGAGUUUAAUUGCUUUGAUAUGAGAAAACUGAGGAUGAAUCAACAACAUUGUAGUUACUCCACAAUACUAACAUAAUUGACAGAGUGAAAAGAAGGAAGCAUGCAUCCUGUUUGCAUCAAGGCACUAAAGUAAUACUGCAAAAAUUGUGGCAAAGCAAUUAACUUUUUGUCCUGAAAACAAAGUGUUAUGUUUGGGGAAAAUCCAAGACGACACAUUACUGAGUACCACUCUCCAUAUUUUCAAGCAUUGUGGUGGCUGCACCAUGUUAUGGGUAUGCUUGUAAUCAUUAAGGACUGGGGAGUUUUUAGGAUACUAAAUAAACGGAAUAGAGCUAAGCACAGGCAAAAUCCUAGAGGAAAACCUGGUUCAGUCUGCUUUCCAACAGACACUGGGAGUGUCACAGCGACGCUAGCCACGUGAGUGAGUGCUAGCUAGCUAGCUAGCUACCAACCGGAACAUUAGCUAGCUAGCCAAGACAACAACACAAACAAAUGGACUAUACAGCUUAAUGAGUGGAGUUACAAACGGACUAUUUUUACUGUUUGUUUAAAGCUAAUUCCGUAAUCUGUUCGAUAUCAAUUGAGCUCCAAGCCUCACGCAACCACAACGUAGCAACAUUAUUUUUGCUUUGCUGUAAAAAAGGCUUUACAACUUGAUUUCGUUAGAAAAUACUCUCUGGGAUUCAUAAACAUUUGUUUAGUGUUGUUUACAACGUUCCAACGUUUUAAUCUAAUACCUGUUUGGCACAGAAUAUCACGCAGCGCUUGCACCUCUUGCUCCUCCUUCGUCUUGGUGUACUUGUGGUUGUUCUUCUUAUUAUUGCUCUUAUUAGUAUUCUCAUUAUAAUAAUAAGUAUUACUUAUCAUUAUUAGACUUAGUAGGCUAGUAUCUACAUAAGCUACAACUGCUGCUGAGAGAGAGCAGUAAGCUAUAACUGCUGCUGAGAGAGAGCAGUAGUAAAAGGUGCAUAGACACGCACAGUCUUUUUCUUUAGCACAGCGUGGCAAGCCCAGCCUGCUAUAAGAGAUUUUUUAUAUUUUAGAAAAAGGCUCAGUGCUGUUAUCUUCACAAGGUGAGCUAUUGAAAGGCAUUGAAAACAGGGGUGUCAAUAAUUUUGACUCCCUACCUUUUUGAGAGAAAAAAGUAUUGUUAAACAAAAUCUCUUUCUCUGAGCAAUUGUAUUAGUAUAAAGUAAUAUAAUUUUCAAUUUUCAAUUUUCAUCUUUAUCGAGGCUGUCAAUAAUUUCGUACCCCAAUGUAUGUUUUAGCACAUUAUUUAAUUAAUACCUUUGUGUGUGUGUUUCAGGGUGCAGUCGAGUGGUAAGGUGAAGGAGAAGGUGAAGAAGGAGGCCCUGGAUCUUUGUCUGAAGUACGGCUUUGUGACUCCUCUCACCUCCAUGGUGGUCACCAAGCCCCAGGGAGAAGCCUCACAGGUGGCCCACAAGCCCAAGGAGGGGGAGAAGCCCACCAUGAGCCACCACCACCACGUAGUCCCCAGUGAGCAAAACUACCAUCAUCAUCACACACGCACGCACAAACAAUCACACACACACCACACGUACACACAAACGCGCAGGCACACACACACACACACAUACUGUCUACAAUAGUGAAUGACAAUUACUGAAUGGUGUGAGUCAAUGGAGUAAAUAAAUUAGCAAAGACUGUCAAUCUAAAAACGUAACAUUAUAACCUACAUUAUAACCUAUAUUGAACAUAAAUAUGUUUUCUGUCUAGCAUGGGCCUCUGCAGUGCUGGCACAAGUUUAUGAUGGUAAGACAAAUUAAUAAUAUCAUUCCAAAACGCUAUAUAUCAAUUUUCUAAAAUGUCUUAGAGAGAGAGAGAGAGAGAGAGAGAGAGAGAUGAGAGAGAGAGAGAGAUAGAGAGAGCGAGAGAGAUAUAUAUCGAUAUAGAGAGGCUAGGCUAGAUCUAGAGAUUGGAGACGCGAGAGAGAGCGAGAUAUCGCUCUUCGCUCCGUCUCUCGCUAUCUCUCUCUCUCGCGCUACAUCAGCUCCUCCUCCCCGCUCUCUCUCUCUCUCUGUUGCCCAUUAGAGGGAGCAUUCACCAGAUAAGACAAGGAGAAUUUCACCAGAUAGGACAGACUAACCUUAGCCCCCCGCACAUAAACUAUUGCAGCAUAGAUACUGGAGGCUGAGACAGGGGAGUUCGGGGGACAUUGUAGCCCUGUCCGACGAUACCCCCGGACAGGGCCAACCAGGCAGGACACUUAACAAACAAAACAAAACAGAGGUGGGAAAGGAGAGGGAAAACAGUCAAAUCAAAAGGAAUAGCAACAACAAUGAUUACAUGCUAUAUCAGUGGAUUCCCCCAAAAAUAUUUAUUUAAAGAACGUUCCUUUUGUCAUACCCUAGUUGCUUUUUACCGGACAAAAGAAGAAAAGGCAAGUGUGUCAAGUUCAACUGCUGUGGAAGUGUAGUGCAGAAGAAAAACACAUCUCCAAUGAUUGAAUUCUGACCAAUUCUGUGAUGAUUUUUACAAUGGCUCAAGGGGAUGGGAAUGGGGAGGAAUUAGGGUGGCAUCAAAGCUCCACUUCUUGAACAUCAGUUUAGGUGUGCUCAAUGUGUGAUAUCUUUUGUCAUAGACCAGAUAUAUGAUGCUGAUUAUUCCCUAACACCAUCUCCUGACUGGGCCAUAUCUCCUCAGUUGGACGUAUCCCCUGACUGGGACAUAUCUUGUGACUUGAAAAUAGGUAAUUAUUCCACACUUUAAAAAAAUAAUUGUUUGAUAUUUUUGUCUGUUGUGCUGUCUGACUGUGUAGAGCCCUGCUUGAUUAAAUGCCCUAAUUGACUGAAUGUGUUUGUGUAUAUGUCUGUAUGUGUGUAUGUGUGUGUUUUUUGUGUGUGUUUUUGUGUCUGUGUUUGUCUGUGUUUGUCUACAAGUGCAAUGCAAAAUCAAAAAAAUCUGCAGUGAUUGAAUCCAGACCAAUUUCGAAUUUCCGAUUCAUUCUGUGAUGAGUUUUACAACUGCUCCUGUCUCUCACCCACGUUAAAAAGAGAUGGAGAGGGGAGGAGUAGGAAUCAAUGACAUAGGCCUGAAGUGACUAUCUUUCCCCUACAUCAUAGCUGCACUUUUUGAACAUCAGUUUAGGUGUGCUCAAUGUGUGAUCACUUUUGUAAUGGCUUAAAUAUUGAUGCUGAUGAUGAUGAUUAUGGCAUACUAUGGUUGAUGGGUAAUUCUUCCACAUAAAAAGAAAAUAUUUUUUGUCUGUUUGUGCUGUCUGACUGUGUGUAGAACCCUGCCUGUUUAAAUGCCCUCACUGACUAACUGGUUGUCUGUACAGUGUGUGUGUGUGUGUGUGUCUGUCUGUGUGUCUGUGUCUGUGUGUAAGAUUAUUUGUGAAAAUGUUUCAGCUUCAAGGCAUAUUGAGAAAAUUGAUGUUAAAUCUACUAUCUACUCAUUUCAAACUACAGGUAGAGGUAGAAGUACAACUACAACUGGUAUUGUAAUAACUAUGUCGUUCCCAAAAAAAUUUUGGGUGUCUGAUUACAGUUUUUCUCAAUCGCGUACAAGCACAAUGUUGUCAGAAGACACAGAGGUCUGUGGAAAAACACUAAAUACAUUUUCAAAAUGGAGUUGGCUUCCGGAAAAAGCUAAUAAUUUCCUCAAAUCUAUAUAAUACUCUCAGAAUUGCUAAUGCACUAAUCAUAAGAACACGACUCCCUGCAAAAAGAUAACACAACCAUACAUACCUCUUAAAUCAAGUUUACAAAACAAAAAGUUAGUCUGUCUUUUAAAAAAGCCCAUUUAAUCAAUAGAUUUUUUUUGCAGUCACUAAAUCAUGAUGAUCAAAAUUCCAAAUACAACUAUUAAAAGGUGCAGAAUUAUGGGAAAUGAAUUACUCUCCUUUAUGCAUAUAUCACUAAACAAUUUCAUUUACAUCAAAUUAAAUAUUGUUCUUGAUAAAAAAUGAACAGAAAAUAAGCACACUUUGUUCAGGAUUCAUUCAUUGGUCCAAUUCCAUUAAUGCUGCACACAAUGUGUAGGAUUCAUGGAAUUGUAUUGUGAUCAUACCGAUGAAUGAAUCAUACACAUUGAGGUCUGCUGACAAGUGUGUAGACUUUUCAUCACAAAGCAGAAAAACAAUCCCCAAUAGAAUAAGGACAGAGGAAUACAGUGGAGGGACUGCUGAAAUGAAUAGAUAUGCCUCAAUCCUCACCAAAGCAAACGUCUGUAAUAGGUCACAAUGUUGGAGAUGAUGAGUUAAGACUAACCCAAAGUUACUUUGAAGUAAAACAAUUUCAUUAUUUGCGUCUCUGCAUGUCAGCAAUGAUGUGAGAAAUCAUACAUAUUAGACAGUUCCUAUUGCCUAUAUCUUUCCCUAUAUUGUACCUGGUUUAACACUGAAAGAGCCAUUUACAAUUUUAUGAUUGCCGGAAACGGUGAACACAUUUCAGUGAACAGAUUUGCCACCCUUUUUCUUCUAAGGAAAACGAUUUGUAAAUGUUUUAUUUUGUGAACAAAACACUUUACAGUGAGUUUUGCAUCCAUUGAUUGUAUUUAAAGUUUAGCAAAAUGGGGUCUAAGAUACAGUUGAAGUCGGAAGUUUACAUACACUUAGGUUGGAGUCAUUAAAACUUGUUUUUCAACCACUCCACAAAUUUCUUGUUAACAAACUAUCGUUUUGGCAAGUCAGUUAGGACAUCUUCUUUGUGCAUGACACAAAUAAUUUUUCCAACAAUUGUUUACAGACAGAUUAUUUCACUUAUAAUUCACUGUAUCACAAUUCCAGUGGGUCAGAAGUGUACAUACACUAAGUUGACUGUGCCUUUAAACAGCUUUGAAAAUUCUAGAAAAUGAUGUCAUUGCUUUAGAAGGUUCUGAUAGGCUAAUUGACAUCAUCUGAGUCAAUUGGAGGUGUACCUGUGGAUGUAUUUCAAGGCCUACCUUCAAAGUCAGGGCCUCUUUGCUUGACAUCAUGGGAAAAUCAAAAGAAAUCAGCCAAGACCUCAGAAAAAGAAUUGUAGACCUCCACAAGUCUGGUUCAUCCUUGGGAGCAAUUUCCAAAUGCCUGAAGGUACCACGUUCAUCUGUACAAACAAUAGUACGCAAGUAUAAACACCAUGGGACCAUGCAGCCGUCAUACCACUCAGGAAGGAGACGGGUUCUGUCUCCUAGAGAUGAACGUACUUUGGUGCAAAAAGUGCAAAGGACCUUGUGAAGAUACUGGAGGAAACAGGUAAAAAAGUAUCUAUAUCCACAGUAAAACGAGUCCUAUAUCGACAUAACCUGAAAGGCCGCUCAGCAAGGAAGAAGCCACUGCUCCAAAACCGCCAUAAAAAAGCCAGAUUACGGUUUGCAACUGCACAUGGGGACAAAAAUCUUACUUUUUGGAGAAAUGUCCUCUGGUCUGAUGAAACAAAAACUGUUUGGCAAUAAUGAUCAUCGUUAUGUUUGGAGGAAAAAGAAGGUGGCUUGCAAGCAGAAGAACAACAUCCCAACCGUGAAGCACGGGGGUGGCAGCAUCAUGCUGUGGGGGUGCUUUGCUGCAGGAGGGACUGGUGCACUUCACAAAAUAGAUGGCAUCAUGAGGAAGGAAAAUUAUGUGGAUAUAUUGAAGCAACAUCUCAAGACAUCAGUCAGGACGUUAAGGCUUGGUCGCAAAUGGGUCUUCCAAAUGAACAAUGACCCCAAGCAUACUUCCAAAGUUGUGGCAAAAUGGCUUAAGGACAACAAAGUCAAGGUAUUGGAGUGGCCAUCAAAAAGCCAUGACCUCAAUCAUAUAGAACAUUUGUGGGCAGAACUGAAAAAGCGUGUGCGAGCAAGGAGGCCUACAAACCUGACUCAGUUACACCAGCUCUGUCAGGAGGAAUGGGCCAAAAUUCACCCAACUUAUUGUGGGAAGCUUGUGGAAGGCUACCCGAAACAUUUGACCCAAGUUAAACAAUUUAAAGGCAAUGCUACCAAAUACUAAUUGAGUGUAUGUAAACUUCUGACCCACUGGGAAUGUGAUGAAAUAAAUAAAAGGUGAAAUAAAUAAUUCUCUCUACAAUUAUUCUGACAUUUCACAUUCUUAAAAUAAAGUGGUGAUCCUAACUGACCGAAGACAGGGAAUUUUUACAAGGAUAAAUUUCAGGAAUUGUGAAAAACUGAGUUUAAAUGUAUUUGGCUAAGGUGUAUGUAAACUUCUGACUUCAACUGUAUACAAUCCACGCACCAAGGCAAGAAAAUUAUCAGACGUUCAGAAAAUGUAUUUGAGAAUUUCAACAUUGUUGUUCUGCUACAUUUGACCACAGUUCCAUAAAACACUUGCACACAAUUGCGAAAAAUUGUAAGGUGUUCUCGGUGAUUAUCGCUGUUUUCUCACAAACUCCUUACCCUCUCUCUCUUUCCUCUGUCUCUCUCUCUCUCUCUCUCUGUCUCUGUCUCUCUCUCUCUAUCCUUCCUCUCUCUCUCAUUCGAUUCCUCGAAUACUACUCCCCGCUCUUUCGGGGGACAGAGCGCGAAGGGCCGCGAGCGGCAGAGCAAGGCGCGGAAGAGGCGCGGCGGCGGAAGGAGCGAGAGAGAGAGCGCGAGGGAAGAGAAAGAAGGAGCGCGGAAGAGCGAGCGAGAGCGAAAAGGCGCGAGAGGCGAGCGAGGCGCGAGAGCGAGAGGAAGGACGCAAGAGAGCGGAAGCCAGAGUGAGGGCAAGAGAGGACGAGAGAGCGAGAGCGAGAUAAGGAGAGAGAGCAGAUGAGAGACGAGAGAGCGAGGGGGAUGAAACGAGGAGAGAGGGAGAGCGUGAGAGCGAUAAGAGCGAGAGAUCGUCUCGGGAAGAAGACUAGCAGAGAGCACGAGUCGCUAAUUCUCUGCCUCUGUAACACCUAUCUCUCUCUCUCUCUCUCUCUCUCUCUCUCUCUUCUCUCUCUCUCUCUCUAUCUCUCUAUCUCUCUCUCUCUUCUCUCUCUCUCUAUCAGUGAGUCCUCCCCUGAGGUUUCCUGUUGCCAGCUGAGGGUCAGGGCCUGCCCACUGUGCUAUGACAUCCCUGUGGCUCUCUCGCUCAGACUCCUAAAGGACCCCAACAAUGGUGACUUGACCUGAGAAAUCAAUUCACAUUUUCUUCAAUGCCUUCAUAAAUUAAUUAAUUAAUUAAUUAAUUCAUAUAUUUAUUCAUUCAGUUCUUGACUUGUUCACAUUAUCCACUCAUUCCUCAAACAUAGUUGAAAUAAUGAAUGAAUGGUGCUCAUGUUUCACCAGAGUUGUCUAUAAACGGUCAGCUUGGACAAUCAGCUAGCACAGGCUACCAGAAGAUUGUGAUCCAUUACAAAAGUGAUCAACAUAUUGAGUUAGACACCACUGUCAUCACCUUCAAGGAUGGACAGAAUGCAACAUAUUUCUCCUGGAGCCUGAAAAUCAACCACAAAACAGACAGGUGCUGAAUCAUAGACCAACUACAGACUUUCUGAUAAAAAUCAUUUUGUGCUAUUGUUUUGUUUCUGGGAUUAGAUUUCUGCUUUAGCUGUUUGUGCAUUGCAAGGUGUUUUAAUUAUAGCCUGGUUAAACCAAGGAAGUGAGACAAUAGUGAGUGCAGUGUUCAGUCUGGUUUAGGUCUCAGGUAUUUAAUGUUGGGAACACAAGUAUUGUAUGGAGACGUAAAUACUGUACCUCAGUGUAUAUUACUUAAAUUGCCUAUCUACAUUUAUAAAUCUGGUCAAAAUAGAUCUGUCCUCUUUUUUGGUCCUAUUUUUUGUCGAUUGAAUUGAUCAAUCUGAGCCAUGUUAUGUCACUGCCUGCAGUGUGUCUCUGAUCUUACGGGACAAGGAGAUGGACAUCACCAUAGGGUCAAUACGGGUCAUCAUCAUGCUCUACGAGGGGAAUGGAAUCAAGUUCCUGUGGCCCGUCCUGAGGCAGCGCCCGGCAGGAGACAACAUUGUGGGUAUCAUGGGUAAGUGAAACAUUAUCAGUAACACUCCACUUCAUAUCCCUAUGUUGUAGUCAUGAUAUCUUCUCAUUUGACUGGAGCUCGCUAGACAUAGAGUUUGCUGCCAUUGUAACGGGUUUAAGUCCAGGUAUCUCAUAGUGACAGUCUUUGUACUGUGUGUUACAGCCCGUCCACCUGUUGCUUAUGAGGAGGUCCAGGGAACAACAAUGAAACUUAAGAUAAAGGACAAAGAAAUAGACGUCUCCAGGUAAGUACAACUGUCUAUCAGACAGAAACUUCAUUUAUAGUGAUUAGACUGUUUGUAGGUUGUGUGUGUUAUUACUGUGCAUCUAUAUGAAAGAUGUGUAUUUAGUGUAUUUGAGCUUCUAUUUAGGUGAUUAUGAUUGAUCAACAUGGUCUCAGGAAAUUCGUAUUAUUCUGUACCUAAAUCGGUGAAACUCCAUUUAGUAUGAUGUACAGUAUUACGUUAGGCUACAUUAUGAAUGGAAUAGUGGUCAUACAAUAUCAUACGAUUUAUAGGACGUAUAGUAUCAUACGUCUUAACCGGUCGUACAAUAGCAUAAAUCUUGGAGGAUGUAUGGUAAUAUUGUCUUUCUGUGGUUGUUGUGCCGUAACGACAAAGGAGAAUUAUGGGGAGAAUUUAUGUUGGGAAAUUAUGGGAACUAACGACAAACGUUAGGAUAAUUUACGUAAAAGGUUAGGAGAACUAAAACGACAAAGGUUAGUGGAAUAUUCGUGGCAGGUUAGGUGAUUUUAGUAAAGUUUAGAAUAACAGUUUGGGCAAGGGUGGGGCUAACUCCAACAAGCAACCUUUGGAAUGCUAGACCAGUGGUUCCCAAACUGUUGGUUUGAGACCCACUUGUGGGUCUCAGCAGGGGUGCAGGUGGGUCACGGGAUGACAUUUGUGGUGCAUUGCAAAAACAUAAAAAAAUAAAUAAAUACAUUUACGAGAUGGAAGAACGCUUUCAGUGUAAACCUAAAAGACUAAAACCCAAAUUGAAAGUAUUUAGAAAAGAUAAUGGACCUAUAUAUUUUUAAAUAAUAGCCUAUUAUCUUUGGGAACUUACAAUCCCCAAAAUAAAAGCUAGACAAUCAGGCCCCCAUUGAUUUUAUUAUAAUGUUUGAGCAAAAGAACACAGCAUUAGCCAUGUCAACAUGUGUAGAAUUGCAGGAAAUCAUCUUAAAAAUAGCAAAAUGUUGUCUCAUCUCCAUGGCAGAAUGUAUAGAAUUGCAGGAAAAUUACUUUAAAACUGCAACAGUAUCUUUCACCAUGGCAAAAUUUGUAGAAUUGCAGGAAAUUAGCUUUAAAACUGAUUUUUUUUUAAAAUCCGCUGCCAAGAUGAGGGCCUCAAAUUUUCUUGCCCAGGGCCCAGACAGAAUUCAGCGCCGCAGAUGACCAACCACGCCAAUUGCCACGUCGCCUGCCACGCCCACCACCUAAGCCCCUUUUUGAUACAGAGAAAACCCUGCAUUGUAACAAAUAAUUUCAUAACUAUACGGUACAUUUCUUUAAAUUGGUCCCAUACUCAAAUCUACAUUUGGUCCCAUGUACAACCCCAGUGCUACUGUAGACGGUCGCGGAUUAGGCCCACCCCCGAUCAACCUUCUUAUUUUAGUUUCUGUCUAAAGUCACUAGACCAUUGGUAGGCAUCAUACGUCUUGGAGGUGCUCAGAAAUACGUAAAGCAUGUUUCGUAUGGCUCUGAGGCCAGGCUUGUUUGAGUGUAUGGUUCUGUGUAGCAUCCACUGGAGUGUUCUGUACAUGCUAUUAUAUUAAGAAUGUUGUUGCGGAUUGUGUGUGUGUUGUAGGGACUCUGCUGUGGAUCUCAGUGUUCGCUCUGCCCCCACCGUGGCAUGCUGGUUGCUGCCUCUUCAGUCUGCCCUACAGGGGGAGCUAGCUGACUUCACCGUCACACAACUCUAACUGAACACUAUACAUACAGUAAUUAUGUUCUAGAAUUAGGAAGAGCAACAAUAAAGACUGAGGUUUCUUUAUAGAGUUCUAUGAGUUCACAUAAUAACACAGCUAAAAUAUUUUGUGACAAAUUCGUUGUUGAAUAAAUAUCAUUUUAUGUUUGACGGCUUCUUUGUUGCAUUCCACCGUCAUCAAUAAAUGCUGUCUUUCUGACGAAACUCAA